Messenger RNA from Pelobates cultripes (western spadefoot toad), 63285 nucleotides. The record is from the annotation of a GenBank genome assembly. NCBI's taxonomy places the organism in Eukaryota, Metazoa, Chordata, Amphibia, Anura, Pelobatidae.
AACACAGUGAGGGCUGUGGCUCAUUAGAAUAUUUUGACAUUUCUGAUGGGUGUGAAGGGCUGACUGCUGGAGGACUCAGGACCCACCCUGCAGUCUAUCAAUGCAGCUGGAGUCUGCCUUGAGGAGGAGUCAGGGUGAGUGUCAGUCAGCUCCUUCCUCGGUGCUAUUACUGAGUGCUAGCCGCUAGAAGAGGAGGUACCCAGGCACAGAUAUUAUUCUAUCUUCCUCCACAGCUGCCAUCGGACCUGGGGUCUGGGUAUCAGUCCUGAUCCUGCUGAGGAGGGAGCCUGGGCAUCCCUUAUUCACUGAUAUCUACCUCCAAGAAAGCUGAGGAUCCCGUGAGCUUUGUGUCUGCACAGGGACAGUUUGUAAACUGCUUCCUCUGAUCCAGUCUGUGGAUCCCCCGUCCCCUCUGAUACAGUGUAUCCAGUUUGUGGGUGCCCCCUGUCCCUUCUGAUACAGUGUAUCCAGUUUGUGGGUGACCCCUGUCCCCUCUGAUACAGUGUAUCCACUUUGUGGGUGCCCCCCUGUCCCCUCUGAUACAGUGUAUCCAGUUUGUGGGUGCCCCCUGUCCCCUCUGAUACAGUGUAUCCACUUUGUGGGUGCCCCCCUGUCCCCUCUGAUACAGUGUAUCCACUUUGUGGGUGCCCCCCUGUCCCCUCUGAUACAGUGUAUCCACUUUGUGGGUGCCCCCCUGUCCCCUCUGAUACAGUGUAUCCAGUUUGUGGGUGCCCCCUGUCCCCUCUGAUACAGUGUAUCCAGUUUGUGGGUGCCCCCUGUCCCCUCUGAUACAGUGUAUCCAGCUAUUCCCCCAUCCCCUUCCUCGGACUGUCUGCAGGGAUGAUUGGACUAGCAGCUAAGGUAGCCAAGGACCGGGCUCUAGCUGAUGGCUAUGGCACCAAUGAAAUGGCUUUGAAAUACCUCAACCAGGACUAUGAAGCCCUAAGGGAUGAAUGCUUGCAGUCUGGGACUCUGUUUAAGGACCCCUCCUUCCCUGCUAUCGGUUCUACUCUGGGAUUUAACGAACUGGGACCAAAUUCAAGCAAAGCCCAAGGUGUGGUGUGGAAGAGGCCCACGGUAAGUGUGAGUCAGAGUGGGGAGGGUGCUCAGACACUGCCAACAGCAGUGGGAACAGGGAUUCCCUUAAAGGGACCGAGCUGAUAACUCCCCAUGCUCUAAUAGUUCUAUAAUUCAUAUAAUAAUAGAUCAGUACUGUGUGCAGACUGACCCAAUCCUGCAGGUUCUGAGUCACAUUGAGGAGGGUGCUCUGACACUGCCAGGAGUUUAUUAAAUCAUAGUCCACAGCUCAAAGUCCUGGGAUUGAAUGAGUUAAGGUAUCAGAAUGUAGCUCUAAUUAUCAAAUAAAUAACUUUUUUUGCAGCCAGACUCAGCUACUAGUUUAUACUGGGUCCCAGUGCAAUGAAAACUAAAGUAAGGGGUGAUUUUAUAACCUUGUAAAUCACACAGUAUCGUUUAGUGAAGGUUUGUCAGGAAGUGAUUGAUGGUGAGUAGUAACUGAAAGGAAAUUAUUAUUAAUCAUUAUAGCUUAGUGUCACAUGCACUGCCCAUAUGCUGGACGUUUUAUUAUGUCAUUUCCUUUAUUAAAGUUAUUGUAUAAAUGUAAAGACUGUUUUAAAGGGAUAUGUAGUGGUUAUGGUGGCAGCAGUCCCCUGGCAUCGUCCUACAGUAAGCUGUCAAACCAUUUAUGGACUGCUUGACUCUUCCUGGCUACCACAAAAUAGUGUUUAGUGAAUCCUCAUAUUGCAGUAACAGGACCUGACUGAAAAUGAUUGUAUUUACGAUCCUCUGCAUUACAGGUAGAGUUAAUGGGUAGAAAAAUAGCCAAGAUUACUGCAGGUCAAUAACAGUCCUGGUUAGUAACUGGCAGCGAAGGUUGUAGUUUUGGUUACAAGGAAUUUGUGGGGCUUCUAAGCUGACAAGCACGUUAUCCACUAACUGGGCCUGUGCAUGCGCAGAGCACUGUCAACACUCUGUGAAUGCUGCAAAUGCUAUUGGCUGACCAAGAGUGCAUUCAAUAUUGAGCUGUCAGGACACAUCUGAAGGAUAUCUUUGGAGAAAAAAAUAGAAAUAAUUGGAGAUGCUGGGACAGAAACAUGUUAAACGUCCCCAUAUAAAACAUAAAGUUGGAAUGUAUAGUAUGGAAAUACAUUGCCAUUGACGGAUUGUGGAGGGGACUCACAAGACUCCCCUUGUAGGGGAUAAUCACAUUAUGUAUGUCGCCAGCAUGCAGUGCGCACUAACGACAGACGUAAAAUAUGCACAUAAUUGACGUUAUUCAGUCUAGAAUGGAGUUCUGGGCUGUCAAUGUCACGUGUGCCGGGAGUGCAACUAGCUACAAGUGCAAAUUACUCUGAAUGUGCAGUGUUACAAAAUGAAACAUUGCACAUCCAGACUCCAACACAAUGACUACUUCAAAAAGCAGAAGUGGUCAUGAUGGUUGGAGUAACCCUAAAAUAUGGCACCAGACAUUUGUCAAAAUGCAGUAUGUCUUCAUGGAGAGCCAUAAUUACUGUUCAUACCGAGCAUGCACGCAGAUUUUAAAGUUCUAAAAUGUGAAUGUGAUGAAAUCUUGUCACAGGGCGUGGAAUUGGGUUGUUGACCAAUUCAGGUUUAACAAAAUAAAUUACUAAGUGGAUCAAAUGACAUUAAAAAUGGCAUUGUAUACAGGACAUGCAUACAAACAUCACUGUAAUUAUAUACUUUUAUUUUCUAGUAAGGGAACAAUUGAUAGAAAAAAGAAAAGGAAAAAAAAAAACAAUUUAGUUGCAGAAUGCAUGGCCAGAAUUAUAUUCACUUUUUCAUGACUGCAGAACCUCCAGAGUGGUUCAGGAUAUUGGCGUAGGUUUAAUUGAAUAAGACAGGUGUUCAGUAACUAAUACUAACCCUCAGGUGAGCUGUGAAUUUGUUUAUCUCCGGCUGUACUGGAGUUAUUUUCAGGCUAUCCCCUAAAGUGGAAUUUGCUUUAAACUGUAAGUGAAUUGAGUUCCAAAUUUGGAAACAUCCUCCAAAUUAGCUAUUGCAGUAUAUGACUUCAACUAGGUUUUGUCUAGAAUUUCAACUCCUUUUUAACCUCUAAAAUCUUUAAAAUUCCAAUAAUUCGCAGUUUAGUGAUAUCUUUAAAAUUCCAAUAAUUCGCAGUUUAGUGAAUAAGUCUAUGAUGUUUACCGAUUAGCUACUUGUAUGUUCUAGCAUCCUAUUGCUAGAAAUCACCAUCUGUCUUGGGAACCAGGAGUGUGGGCAUGUAGCAGCUCAGGGAUAAUUCCCAGAGGCGUAUAGAGUGCUUUAUUUAGUGCUGGGGGAGAGAAGUUAAGUGCAGUUGUUAUGGUAGCGUAAUUAGUUGCCUCCCAGCCUCCUUGCAUGCACAAGUCCUUCUAGAAACUGUGCUGUCUGACAGCUCAACUAUUGAUGUCAAUAAAGGGGAAUGUAUGGUGCUUUUAUACGAAACUCCAUAUAAUACUAGAGUAUCAAAUGUAAUUACUCACAAAGAGACAAAUACUCCAAUAAUCCCUUUCACUGAUGUCAGUAGCGAAACCUAACUGUAAUACUACCUUUUAAUCCUUCAUUGUGUCGGAAGGUUGUGAUGCUGAGUUCGGUGAGAUGAGGAUUGUGGGUAUGGGUUAGGUAAACAUUUUGUCUAUAGAGGCCUGUUGUGUGCCUAUAUAAUAAUUAAAAUAUUACCAGGGCCAAUGCAAGGAUUUUUGGCAGUUCCUUUGUGAUUUCUCCAUGAUAAAUAAACUAUUUAUCUCUUCAAGUGUAUGAAUGCCAGAUACUACCAGACAACAAUUUUCCAGUAUUCACUAUUCUAUAUUGGUGAUAUACGUCUGGUAAACCUUCGUGAAUAAUUGGACCCAAAUUGGGCAGUGGUUUACGGGACUCAUGUAAUUUAAGAAGGGUGGUUUGAUGCUUAAUAUUUUUUUUUUUUUAAUGCUAUGCCUUUACCAAAGAAGUGAAAGCCAGAUUAGUAAAUACACUAAUUAUAAACAUUAUAAACAUUGUAUAUGUUUGUUUUAUGGUUAGCAUGAUGUAAAGAUAAAAUCUAAUUUCCUAUAAAGUGGUACGUUGUUUUUUUUCCAUGACAGAUAAGUGACGAAAGACCUUACAGAAAAUCGUUGCUUUGCCCUUUACUAAGCCACCAGGGAAGGACACCCAUCUGUAAAGAGAAGCCGUAGCUAUAGGCUUUUUACACCCAUAACUACAUUUAAAAAUUAACCUUUGUGUAUACAAUGUCCACAUGUUCCAUCUGGUGGCCAUGUUUGUCACCAGACGGCACAUUCUUUUAGAAUGUUUUUGUUCUGAACUGUGUUUUUUUUUUUUUUUUUCUCUUAAGAAAACUCUGUAUUUGGUCAGAGUAAAAGAAAACACUUUAGUCCCCACCCCCAUCUUCACAAGGUAAAUAAAUAAAUAAAGACUAUAGCUGCCUCCUACCUCUGUUCCAGCUCCAAAGCCAGGUUCUCCCUGCAGCCUGACCUACCUUGCUUGACUCCACUCUCUCCCUCGCUGAUGGGGGAAGAAUAUCAGGGAGGACAUAAGCAGCACAGAGUGGGAAGAUGUGCCACCAUUGACUGUGUGGCCAGCAUGCUCCCCGUGCUGGUGUCAGAUGCCAAAGUUGCAUAGAAUUCAUACUGGCCAGCUCAGAACUUUUGUAUUAUGACGACUAAUGACACUACCAGAGGUGUAGGUUCACAGAGGAGUUAAACUCUGAUGUGCAGCAAUGCUACACAUACCGAUGCCAGGCACCAUGACCACUUCAAGUCAGUGAAUAGGUCACGCUGCUUAUAGUAACCCUUUAACAUGUUUGUAAAGUUUUAAAAAUUUACUCAGAUAACAUUAGACUCAGAUAACUAGAGUCCUGGGCUGGCUAAUGUCAAUUUUGUGUAACUUUUGAUGCACAGCCUGGCAUGACUCAUUGGCUCACUGGCUUCGGUAACUAUCAGUUUGAUGUCAUCCGGAAGGCAAAACGCCCGGCCUGGAACCACAGCAUAUAAAUACCCAACAAAAUCCAUCUAAAAGCUUUUCAGAAAAUGCUGAGACAGCAGACGUGCACUGCGAGAAAUACAUUAGCUGUAUAGAUUUAUUUUUUUAAAUCCUUAAACGAUUCGCACAAAGUCAUUAGUUGGCUAGCAUUAAAAAUUUUAUCUUCUGAAGGACAUUGUUUGCCUCAUGCAUCGUGAAAUAUGUUAUUCAAUUUUUAAUGAUCUUCUGCAAACAAUCUGGUUUAUUCACUCACAUUUUUUUUAGUGAAUGUAACAUUUUAGGGCACAAUAGUAAAAUUGGGAAAUUCUCCAAGUCAGCUACGUUUACAGUUCUGCUACGUUGGCCUAAAUUUUGGUUUGUUUUCAUUUUGAAUUUCUGACAGUAUAGUCUUUAAGGAAUAACCCAAUCUGGCUUUCCCGGUGUUACGUCCACUUGGUCAACCUAUACUUAUCUAAUAAACACCAGGUUAAGGUUUUUAUAAGAUAAUCAGAGAUAUAAAGUCUAUUAAACCUGUAAAUAUCUGUACUUAGUAGGAUGCAGCUGAUUGAACGCAACGUUUUUAGCAGACAGACUUGGGAUGUUCAUCAGGUCUCUGAGCACCAAAACUGUCAAAUUAAACUGUAAAAAAAAAAGCUUUUAUUGUAAUCACCCAGUCACUCUGUAUUUAUUUUAUAGAAGAGCAUGACUUGAUUUGCUUGUUUUUAUUGGUUAUAAAAAGGUCCAUCCUCAAGGCAGGUUUCUAGAAAAAUUCUGAAGACUAAUCUUGGUAACUCACAUAUUUCUUAAAGGGAUUCUUUAGUGCCAGGAAUACAAAGCUUUAUUCCUGGCACUAUCGCCCCUUCGGCCUACCCACUCCCUUGCACCCUCCCCAAUGCUAAGUAAUGGGUUUAAAACCCUUUAUUUACUUACCUGAUUCCGGCGCUGAUGGUCAUGGCUCCACCUCCUCUGAUGUUACUGACCAGGGGGCAGUAAUGUGCAUGUGUGGAGAGUGCAGCACGCACAUGAGGCCCUCCCCAUAGGAAAGCAUUUAAUCAUUGCAUUUUCUAUGGGGAAAUAGCUGCCGCUGGAAGUCUUCAUGCAGAAUGUGAGGACGUCCAGCAUCAGUUACCGGACCAAAAAUCCGUUAACAUCCAGGAAGUGCCGCUAGUGGCUGUCUGGAAAACAGCCACUGGAGGCAGACAGUCCUGCAAUGUAAACAAUGCAGUUUCUCUCUAACUGCAAUAGGGACGCUGCAUCCAGACUACUUCAAUAAGCUGCAGUGGUCUGGGAGCCAAUAGUGUCCCUUCAACUGCAUUUGUCUUUAUGCUCAGCAAGCUUUAAAGGAAUGCGCCAAGCACCAUAACCACUACAGUGGCAAACGACAGACACUAAGUAAGAAGUAAAUAAAUUCUAAAAUUCUAUAACUACUGUUACCAGAACCACUGCAGAGCUCUGCGAGGGUUAUGGUGCUUGGAGUGUUAAUUUAAUCAACUGUUUCUACCAUUGUGCCAUAGGCACACAUGCACCCUUACAACACCUGUGGGGAUAGCACCAUGGAAAUUGAAGAAAUUAGCAUUGUAUGCCUUGGCUGUGCCAGAAUAGUUUUGGCAAGUGUUGUGUACAUAGCCUAAUGAAAACUAUUGGGUUGUGCAGAAAGCUUUGGGGUCAGAUAAAAGUCUGAAAUGGAGGAUCUGUCCCUUCAUACGACAUACUGACCCAGACGUGUUAAUAGGAACACAUACAUGCACACUCUCUGAUACACAUUUCCUAUUAAUGUGUUAGUAUGUUGGUUUAAACACACAUUCUAGUUGUUAUUUUUAUAUAUCUCUGAUAAUUUGUAUUUGCUGUAAUUAAUUAAAUGAAGCAAGCGUCUCAUUGAAUGAAGUAAAUGAAAUUUUAUCUCAGAUUAGAGCAGAUUUCUCUCCUGGGACUGAUAAACGCUGAGUAAUUCAUUGUGUCUCUGUGUGUGUGGGCUACCCGGUCCAUUAAAAAAAAAAAAAAAAUGUUUCCCGCUUACUUCUUUAUAAACAAUACUUUGUAAAUAAAUGCCAAGUAGAUAUAGUUGUGAAUUUAUUUUUUUACUUAAUUCUACAGCCAUGCUCCACGUGUUUUGCUGUUAUCGUUGGAGCUAGAGAGAUUUACAUUUAAGAGAGAAUUAUUAUUACUUUGACUUUAAUUGUCAUUAAUUGCUACAUUAUGUCAUCGAACAGGAAGAGACCAACCAAAGUGGCCGGUGCUAACACUAUAAAUGACGGGAACCAGGAAUACAUAUAAGAAAAUUGUUGCAUUCAUAAUUUCCCAUGUGCUACUUUGUUGCAAAAUAAACCUCUUCAUAUUUAUGUUGUAGUACCCUAGAUGUCAUUAGAAGGUACAGCGCUAAUUGGGUGUGGAUAUUUGAAUAAUUGAAAAGUUUUCUGUUAAUUUAAAUUUAGUAUUACAGAUUAUUUCUUUCAAACCUAAUCAUGUUUUUGUACUUCCAUGACAGUCAAAAUCAUAAAUAUGUCUUUAACAUAUUUCUGCUGUAGUGGUUAUGGUGCCAGGCGUGACUCUUGGCGUCAAGAGUUUGACAGUUAUACCAGUUAACAAUAUCCAUCUCUGGUGCGGCUGGAGCUGUGUGAGUUGGUGCAGGGCUUGACUUGUUGGCAAUGAGUGCUUAGCCGACACUCUCAGCUAAUGAGCCAACUCUGCAUGGUAUCGCUCAGCUCAAUGGGACUAAAGGAAAUUAUUUAUACUUACCCCGGGAGGGUAAGCAGGCUGUAGUGGUUAUGGUGCUUGGCGUGUUCUUUCCAUCCCAAACUACUCAAAAAUGCAUUGUUUGCAAAAAUAAAACUGCCAAAUUGUCAGAAAUAAAGAUUGACAGUUAUCGAUUAAUCACUUUAUUUAAUCAAUUAUUUUAGUCGUUUCAACGUACAGUAGCUCAGUAUGGAAGCUUAUGUGCUUAUCAAAGAUGCCUCUUCUGCAGUUAGAAAACACUUAUAUUUUUUGGUUUUUUUAUGAGUCACAAGCAUGUUUGUCUUCUCAUUGUUGUGGGUACCCUUGUGGUCAGUGUUGCUAUGCAGAAGGAAAUCGUAUUUUGUGUGUCAUGAUAUGAAUUCCUGAGGAUGUUACUCAUUGUCCUGUCACUGGCUACAAUGAAGACUGGGGACCACAAAAGCUAGAAUCCAGCUGUCAGAAAACUUAAAUUUCGAUGAUGCUUUGCCACCCUUACAGCAGCAAAGCAUUGUAGGAGUUGUAGUUUUACAAUAGCUGGAGGCCUGUCUUUUUACUUCCCCUGAUUUCACCCUUUUCCCAUAUUUAAUGGCAGAGAUCUGAUAGAGUUUUCUGUCUUUCAGGAUCUGUGUUCUAACCCUCAGUUUAUCAGUGGCGGAGCCACUCGGACGGACAUCUGCCAAGGAGCCCUGGGUAAGGAGAAGCCUGCAGCAAACUUUGUCACUGUUAUUUACUAAGGUGUGAAUUAUUGGAAUUCAAAUUGUAGGCCCAAAUUGCCAAACUUCUCAAAAAUCUACACCCAGCUAGCCAAAGAAUGUCAUAAAUUGAGCCCGGUUUUCAUUUUGGCAAUUUUGAACGAAAUGUUUGAAAUCACUUUUAAUUCACAACAGUAUAGAAUGAGAAUUUAAGGUGAAUUUCACAUUUAAGGUUAGAAUAGCCGAGGUGGAAAAAUUCUCUAGGUCAGCCAUGUUUUCACAUCAACUACUCUGGUCUUUUGAUAUUUGAUAUUCACGUUGAAUUCUUACUUAACCCUGUCUGUGUUCAUAGAAGUAAAAUGCAUGUAUUGCUUCAACUGCUAAAUAACAUACUCAUUCUCCGAGACCAAAGCCACCUUUACACAGCAUAUAAAGGUUUAACAAUAUCAUUUUAUCUUUAUCACUAAUCAUAAUUACAACAGAACCAGCGCCCCUUGUUAAUAUUUUUUUUUUAAAUUUUGCAAAUUACGGUAAGUUUGCUAUAAAUUUUUAAUAAAUAUUGAACCAUCUUAUUUGUGUAAAGGAGAACAUAUGUGCUGUUAGCGCUAAAUGUACUUUGUAUUCAAUAUGCCUCCCAAGUGUUCCUACUUAGGAUGGACAGUACCUAGUUUGGGACAAAAUCCCUCUGUCCUUCUUUUCUAGGAGCUCCAUAUUGUUGGUGUGUCUGAAUGUAUCACAGAGCUCCACAGAAAUCAUACUCCCAGUAAUGUGUCUGAGUGUGUAACAGAGCUCCACAGCAAUAAUACUCCUAGUAAUGUGUCUGAGUGUAUAACAGAGCUCCACAGUAAUAAUACUCCCAGUAAUGUGUCUGAGUGUAUAACAGAGCGCCACAGCAAUAAUACUCCCAGUAAUGUGUGUGAGUGUAUCAUAGAGCUCCACAGCAAUAAUACUCCCAGUAAUGUGUCUGAGUGUAUAACAGAGCUCCACAGCAAUAAUACUCCCAGUAAUGUGUCUGAGUGUAUAACAGAGCUCCACAGCAGUAAUAACAGAUAGCAAUAAUACCCAGUAAUGUGUCUGAGUGUAUAACAGAGCUCCACAGCAAUAAUACUCCCAGUAAUGUGUCUGAGUGUAUAACAGAGCUCCACAGCAAUAAUACUCCCAGUAAUGUGUCUGAGUGUAUAACAGAGCUCCACAGCAAUAAUACUCCCAGCAAUGUGUCUGAGUGUAUAACAGAGCUCCACAGCAAUAAUACUCCCAGUAAUGUGUCUGAGUGUAUAACAGAGCUCCACAGCAAUAAUACUCCCAGUAAUGUGUCUGAGUGUAUAACAGAGCUCCACAGCAAUAAUACUCCCAGUAAUGUGUCUGAGUGUAUAACAGAGCUCCACAGCAAUAAUACUCCCAGUAAUGUGUCUGAGUGUAUAACAGAGCUCCACAGCAAUAAUACUCCCAGUAAUGUGUCUGAGUGUAUAACAGAGCUCCACAGCAAUAAUACUCCCAGUAAUGUGUCUGAGUGUAUAACAGAGCUCCACAGCAAUAAUACUCCCAGUAAUGUGUCUGAGUGUAUAACAGAGCUCCACAGCAAUAAUACUCCCAGUAAUGUGUCUGAGUGUAUAACAGAGCUCCACAGCAAUAAUACUCCCAGUAAUGUGUCUGAGUGUAUAACAGAGCUCCACAGCAAUAUUACUCCCAGUAAUGUGUCUGAGUAUAUAACAGAGCUCCACAGCAAUAAUACUCCCAGUAAUGUGUCUGAGUGUAUAACAGAGUUCCACAGCAAUAAUACUCCCAGUAAUGUGUGGGAGUGUAAAACAGAGCUCCACCGCAAUAAUACUCCCAGUAAUGUCUUUUUUUUUUUUUUUUUAAAUACUUUAUUUUUUAGUAAAACACUUGACAAUUAUACAAUGUAUGGUAAACAAUACUGUAGUCAUGCCAAUCCAACCAUAUUUUUGGCAGUUUUACGUUAACAUAUUUUCACAUUUGUCUUGAGUCGCAUGUCCUUCUAGUUUUUGUUUUUUAUGAUAUAACUGUAACUGGAGUCCAUAGACUGUGUAACCAUCUGAUUCAACAUUGCAUAUGAUAUCAUUUGUAGCGGUCUGUCUCUCCGGUGAGGUUUGCUUUCCUGACUCCUACAUGGUGGCCUUUCUAACAGAGAAGGGCUAUGCCCUGAGCCAUUUUGCGGUAGUAAUGUGUCUUUAAACUACAAUAAAUGUGUUUAGAAAUCAGUCGGUGUAAAUCAGAUACAUUAUUCUUUUUAUAAAUUACAUAUUAAUUGUAUAAAUGUUUUCUAGGAGGUCACCUCAAAUUUAUCAAAACAGCCCCGACCUUGGCCACACUACGACUUACUAACAAAAAUUAAAGUGUUCACCUCUGUCUAUUUGAAAUUUGGGGAGUUUUGCAAUCAUACACGCUUUUCAACAGCACCUAUUAAAGGACCCAGGGCUUCUUACAUAGUACAUUAAACUUUAUUAUUAUAAGCAAAAAUCAGUUGCCUUUAAAAUGUAUUGCGACACAAUAUUUAACAUUGGAAUGGAGCUAGAUUUAGCAGCGUUUUUAUAAUGGCAUGAAUCAUUAUAGACUGGGGUACAACAAUGCAUGUUGGUACCGCGGUGUUUUCCCUCAGGAACACCGAAGAUUUUGUGGACUGCACUUCUCAUCACCCUCAGUCAGGUCCUGGCAGAGAAAUAUGGAAGUUAAAUAAUGAAUUAACAUUACUUCUCCCCAAAAAAGUAUUGAAUCAUUUCAGUAAAACUUCACUAAGCAAAUGAAUGCACCUAGAAAACAGAAACAUUAGGACAGAGGGAUUUGGGCCCAAAAUAGGGACUGUCCUUCCUAAAUAGGGACACUAGGCAGGUAUGCAUCUUCGCAUAAACUGAGAUAAGUGAAUUUAUUAAUUUGGGAAGGAGAGGUGACAAGGAGUGUACCCCUAACUUUCUGCUCAUUUUUGUGACAAAUCUGCACAGCAUUUCCUUAUGAAUCACAUGUUAAUGGUUUUCUGCCCAGAUCACUCAUUUGAUGCUAAAAAUAAGAUAAAAUGCCAGUACAACCAGAAAUGUGAAAGCUUGUUUUGUGAUUUCCUGUUAUGUUGCCAGAGUAGCAGGGUCACACCUCCCACAUGACGCUCUGCCCAAUGUGCCAUUCAUUACAGAAGUUAUACAUUUUAGAACAAAACGUCAGCUGAAUUGGAGAAACCGAACAGUCAAAAAGUAGAAAGUCAGCUCUGCUUCCAAUACAGCUGCUCUGGUCUAUAAUUUAAAAUCCGCUCUGAGUUCCCAACAGUUCUUACUUUAGUAAAUAUCACUGAUUAUGUAUAAAGUGACACAGUUAUAUACAUAAUGCAUUGAAACAUGAAACAAAAAUAUAAAAGGAAAACCAUUACAGUUAAAGUUGAUUGCACGGCAAGUGAUGCAGCUAAGAGAGUGUUCCCCAACCAGGAAGUGACUCCACCAAUCAGACGCUAUCAUUAGAGUCUGUCUUCUUAUUCCAUAAACCAUUACUGUUACUGAGUUACAUUGCUUUCUGAUACACUCUGUAUUUUGCAGAUUACUGUUAGUUUUAUUGUUGUGGAGCUCUGUGAUACUAAUUCACACUCCACAUUGUUCUAUUAUAUAUUCAUUCACACUCCACAUUGUUCUAUUAUAUAUUCAUUCAUGCUCCACAUUGCUGCGUUCUGUUGUUGUGGAGCUCUAUCUCACCACCCUCCCACCCCCACCCCCAUUUUUUCUGUAAAUUGUAAUGAUCUAGAAUUCUGCAAUAUGCAGCAAAACACGCAUUUGUAGGGUUAUUUACUAAAGAGAGAUUUCAAAGUGAAUUCAAAGUGAAUUUUGAAUUAAAGUCAAAACAGAUGACCUGGAAAAAAUGUCUAAGACAGCGAUGCUUUCAGUUUGACUACUUUGGCCUUAAAUAUGAAAUUAAUUUUGGAUUUUCACUUUAGUAAACAACCCAGUCAGACGUCCUUAAACGUAGGAUCAUCAGAGGAGUUUGUGUGCAACCAGUCCUGCAAGAUCAUGCCAGGACUGGUUGGGAGUGGGGUCUGUGUCAGGGUAUGCCAGGACAGGUAAGGGGUGGGGCCUGUGUCAUUGCAUGCCAGAACAGGUAUGAGGUAGGGUCUGUGUCAGGGCAUGAUGGAACAGGUAGGGGUGGGUUCUGUGUCAGUGCAUGCCAGGACAGGUAAGGGGUGGGGCCUGUGUCAGCGCAUGCCAGAACAAGUAGGAUAUGGGGUCUAUGUCAGGGCAUGCCAGGAAAGGUAUGGGUUAGGGUCUGUGUCACGGCAUGCCAGGACAGGUAGGAUGUGGGGUCUGUGUCAAGGCAUGCCAGGAAAGGUAUGGGUUAGGGUAUGUGUCACGGCAUGCCAGGACAGGUUGGGGUGGGGCCUGUGUCAGCACAUGCCAGAAUGGGUUAGGGUCUGUGUCAUGACAUGCCAGGACAGGUAGGAUGUGGGGUCUGUGUCAGGGCAUGCCAGGACAGGUUGGAUGUGGGGUGUGUCAGAGCAUCCAGGACAGGUUGGGGUGGGGCCUGUGUCAGCACAUGCCAGAAUGGGUUAGGGUCUGUGUCAUGACAUGCCAGGACAGGUAGGAUGUGGGGUCUGUGUCAGGGCAUGCCAGGACAGGUUGGAUGUGGGGUGUGUCAGAGCAUCCAGGACAGGUUGGGGUGGGGCCUGUGUCAGCACAUGCCAGAAUGGGUUAGGGUCUGUGUCAUGACAUGCCAGGACAGGUAGGAUGUGGGGUCUGUGUCAGGGCAUGCCAGGACAGGUUGGAUGUGGGGUGUGUCAGAGCAUCCAGGACAGGUUGGGGUGGGGCCUGUGUCAGCACAUGCCAGAAUGGGUUAGGGUCUGUGUCAGCACAUGCCAGGACAGGUAGGAUGUGGGGUCUGUGUCAGGGCAUCCAGGACAGGUUGGGGUGGGGUCUGUCAGGGCAUGCCAGAACAGGUUGGGGUGGGGUCUAGGUCAGGGCAUGCCAGGAGGGGCAUACCGCAGCCAUAAGAGGUGUGUAAUUCCAGGAUAUAACGUGUGGCAUUAACAACGGCUGCAAUAAUACCUAAAUUAAAAACAUAGAGAUCAUAGAGAUGUUCUUCAUUAAAUCUUGCUGUAUAUUUUGUUGUUCAAUAUUAACUCAAAAUGUCAAUAAGAAAACAUGCCCAUUCUAUUCAGACCUACUUGGCAAGUCAUUCUCUGAGCGUGUGACUGAGUUACGUCUGUUCGGACGGUUUUUACAAGGGGAGCAUUCUUCUACAAUAUACAGGAAUUCUUGCUUACUGUAAGGCCACUGUGGCUGAACUUGGCACUGCCAAUGUUUGUAAACUAUAUUAUUCAUCUAGGCUGGCUAAGCAUCAUGGGAAAUAUUCACAAACGUGCAGUGCCAAUGUUAGGCAUCGUUAGUGACUGUGUGUUCUCCAGUACACGAGGCCCUUCCCCAAGUGCAAAAUAUAGUUUUCUAUAAACAUUGGCAGCAUCAGGAUGACUGUGAGAACAUAAACUGGGGAUGUGGCAAGAAAUCACCAUAAAUGGCUUAUCCAGUAAACGGUGUAAUGCGGUGAAAUGAAACUUAGGAAGAAAUUCCCAGAUUUGAUUUAAAGGGGAAGUUUCUAUUUUUUUUCCAGCUCAGAUAUAUUGAUUGUAUUUUUUUCCAGUUUCACCACAGACAGACAUAUAUUCUGUUACUCCACUGUCAGCACACCUUAACUAUUUACUUUUCUUUUUCUUUUGUUCUGUAGACCCAUUUCAAUCUGAUACUGGGUUAUUCACUAAAACCAGAAUUUCCAGUAAAUCAAAGUGAAUUUCAAAUUUGCAGUUCCCUACUCGAACCUUCUCAUUGUUCUCUGUUUAGUAAAUAAACCAAACUAUGACUAGAGUGAGGUUAUUCAUGGAACUGUAGGCCAAAGUCCAAAAAUGAAAAAUAAAAAGGGAAAACACAUUUUUUUUUUAAACGCGUUAUAAAAGUUCAGAUUUUAAUAAAAAUUGUCUCUCUUACAAUUGAGCACUGAAAGGUAGGUUUUCUUCCUCCUUCAUGGAGCUAACAGAAGUAUCAGGCACGCUGGACUAGAGCAUGUCCACCUCCCUCCUUUCUCAAAGAAUUGUGAGAAGCAUUGGAAAGUCACAAAACACAUGCACUCGUUGCUCAAUGAUAAGUCUCUAUCAGUUGAUUACGCGACACAGAGUAAAAGUACACCAGGUCUGCGUGUUUUUUUAUAUAACCCUUGCUAUGGGGGUAUAUCUAAUAAAUAGUGAGAAAUUAAAUUAAAUGGAGAGUUCCUUUAUAUGUGCAAGCCCCUGGUGAUUUAUUUCCCUGCAAGUCACUGUUUGUAAUUAACUCUACAAAUAUGAAAAGAACGAAGUGACUUGUACCUUGCUUUUGCCCAAGGCUACAAAACUUAAAGAACACUACACUCUGCAUGGGGCCAGGAAACCCAGCAUCUUGUAAUGUAGGACACUGGUAUGACUCAUACACAAUAUUUUAUCAUAUUCAUAGACAACACACGAAAACUGUUGCCCUGCAGUAUGCAGAAUUCAUAUGCUGAAAUAUUUCUGAUUAAUUACUUGAUUUCCUGACAGCAGUACAUGAAUUCUAUAUACUAAAGGGUAGCAGACUGCAGGAUCGGCCCAUCAAUUUGAGUAUCUUGGCCAACACAGAAAAAGUGCUGCCCUGCAGUCUGUAGAAUUCAGGUGUUUCACAAUUCCUAAUGAUUGCAGACUUCUCGAUGGGCUGUGAUAAAGCGGAUUAAGAAGGCUGUGAUUGGACAGCCACAGAAAAUUUAUUUUGGGGAAGAAGGGGCGGGUUUACAGGAGAUGAACAUACUAGAUCUGCAGCUAUUACAAGCCAGGGUUUCAUAAAUUCUCACAGAAAACAUGCAAAACAAAUGACUGCAUAUUUUGGGUUAUGUCUACUAAACUGUCAAGAAAAAUCUAUAUAUUUAUUUAAUGAAGUAUUCCUUUAAUUUACAAGGUUCCAACGUGUUCUGCAGAUCUGGACAACUGAUUGCAGCUAGAAUUAAUAAAUAGCUUUCCUGUUUUUACGUUUUACUUGUACACUGUAAACACUACUCAGCCGAAGGAUUUCCUAAAAUUCUGUACGCACCUAACAAACUGUACAGCGGGUUUCUUUGAUAUCUAUUUAUAUAAACCCAACAAAUUCUGCUUGAUGCAAUAAAUACAGCUUCGUAUGACAGACAGGAAGAAACCGGUUUAGUAGGUUUUGGUGCACCCUUUCUGUAUAAUGAGUGAAACCCAAUUUGCAGACAGGGGGUGUGGUUAUUUGUAUAGGUAAAAACAGGGGAUAUUUACUUACAGUGUGUUCAUAUUAUGGGAAUAUGGCUACUUAGGUGGCUAGGGCAAUGAAAGCGUAGGCCUCUAUAGUUAGAUCAUGUUUGAAGAAAUAUUUGAAGUUAUUAAUAUUACACUCCAAGCACCAUAACAACCUAUGCUACUUGCUUACUUCAUGGCGCAAGAAGGUCCCCUUUCACUGUCUCAUUUCUUCGCGGAUUCUUAUGUGAUUUGCAAGAAUUGCUGCAGCAUGGACUCCCCCUCCCCAUUUAUGUUUGCCCUUGGUAAUAACUUCUGUAACUUUAGUUAUAUUAUUGCAUUUGCCUGAUCUGGGUAAAUUAGAGAAACAAAAACUGGCCUCUGCGUCUGUGCUGCCUACAAAGAGCUUGUGGACUGAUUGUGAAACUGCUGGAUGCAGGAGUGGCCAAAAGGUAGCCCACAGCUGUCGUGUUGGCAUACUACACCUCCCAUGAUGCUUUGCCAAUCUAUAGACUGACACAUUAUGUUGUGAAUUGUAGGUUAUAGCAGAUGGGGGGUAGUAUUGGCCAUCUCUUACUUUGCAGUAUUUUGUUUUGUUAAAAAUGAUAAGCUGUACAGUACCUGUAUUAUCCAGGAUUUUCCUGAAUCACUUCCUGGUUUGUGCAUUCUUGCUAGCCCUGCAAUGCGUAUACACUGUUCAAUACUGCAAUAUCCAUUACUCAAUCCAAGGAUUGCAGCCAGGGAGACUAUGGGCGCUAUGGAAAGUAAUUUGUCCUUUUUAUGGUAAUCAGCACUCAUUGUCAGAGCUUCCUGCAGCUGCUUGUAGUUAUUAUAACAUUCACAAAUCCUUAUAUCUUUCCAAAAUGUAUGGAAAGGCAACAUUUUAACGAUAUGAAUUCAUGAAACAUGUUUAAUUUAAGUCAGCCUUUUUAAUUUAACCAUUACCGCCAUUACCAUGUGUUUCUGUGCAGCCGAUAAUGUGAAUCUUUAGAUUAGGUGCUGAGUAUUUUUAUAUGUUGACACAGAUACUAAUAUUGACAGAUUUUAAACUAUUUAUAUAAUCAUUGUUAGCUUCAAACUCAAUGACAAAUGGUCCAAACAUAGCUCUGCUUCACGCCAUAGCUGGGGUAGCAGGCAGCAAUAGGCUGAGAGUGUCACCUGACUGCUCUCAGGCAAUUACUUCCCUAUUACCUGGUAUGAAUUGGUAUAGACCAAGGUGGAGCAUAGUCCCGCUAUCCAAUGUCAUUGGAUGCCAGGCUGCAGGCUGCCAUGGACCGAGGAUGAGUAAACCGCUUAUCAGCAAUGCGGCACCUGGUGCCCACAAACUCCUGGCACCAUUAAAGUUAAAAAUAGUUAUGGUACCUAAAGUGUACUUUUGAAGACGAUACAAUAAUAAUUAACUAUUUUUAAAUUGUGUUAAAACGGUGAGAAGUUUGUAUAUGUAGGGUUGAGGUUUAAAUGCAUUGUGCUCCAGUAUACGUAUUAUUAGAAGUAAAGAAGUUAAUGUGUUACAAACAAAAGAUUGAGUGAGUUCACAAAUAAAAGGUCCCUUGUCCCCUAAUUGGUUAGAGUCCCUUCUCCAGCUGGCCUGCAAAUCCUACUCCAGGUUCAUACAAUGUGCCAGUUUUAUGUUCCUGACCUAAAUCAUUACACAAUAUGGCUGCGGGUGAGGGCCUCCACGCCCAAUAUUAGAAUAUUAUAUGACUAUAUUGUAUGACUCAGCCUUCCCCUCCUGAAUGGUAUGUUCUACUACCUGAAACUGAAUCAGCUCAGUUUCAAGGAUAUACUUUUAUCCUUAGUCAAUGUAUUUCCUCAAAAUGUGUCUAUUGUAAUAUUCUAUUGAAAGGGAACAUGUUUUGUGUGAAAACAUCCUGUUUAACCACUUUAUUCCAAAGUACACAAAAAGUCUAUAACUUUUAUUUGAUGGGAAUCACAGUUACCAGUUUGUUGGUCAGGGAUACCUUAAAAAACGUAAAUUAUGUAAAGGAAAUUGUAAACAUUAUAAGGUAUCUUUAUUGUUUUAGGUAAGGUUAGGCAGAGGUGAACACUAACGUAUAAAGAGUAACAAAUUCUCUACUAAUCUGUGAGUUGUGUGUUUUCCCCAGCGUACUAACCCCCCUAAAACUGCUGGUGUGCGAACGUAAACUUAUCUUAAAGAUAUGGGCCAAUUCUCUGAUUAUGUUAUAACUCUGUGCCUCCUGUCAAUGUGCAACACAGGAUCACUUAGAGAGAUUUUUGUCUGAGAAAAAACAGAAAUGUCCCAGUGUAGCCAUUGGAUCACCAUGAAUCAGUAAUCCUCAUGUAGAGGAAAAUCUGAAAUAGUAUGGAAGUCUGCAAUAUAACCAUAAAACCAGACAUGCCAAUUUGUCACAUACACUAGGUAUAAAACCUUGCGGAUGGUUAUUUAUAAUAAACCUUGUGACAUUUUUGGGAAUGUAGUUUAAAAAAAAAUCCCACCAGAAUCUAGAAAAAAUAUAUUUUAUAGCAUAAUAAGUGCUGUCACGCUGAGCACUUGUAUGAUUCGGUAUUUCGAGUUGUCUUUGCAGCCUGCAAAGAAUAUCUUCAGUGUACUACUCGUGCCUGACUGCUAAAAAAUAUCCAUUAAUUUCAAUAUACAAAAUGCGUUGUAGAGUGCAGUUACAGUGGAUAAUGUAUUGGAAACCCACUUAUUCAGUUAUAGUGAGAUCUGCAAAUCAUUGUUGAGCAGUACAAAUCUCAGAGUAGUCAGUACAGUUGCCGUCAUACUGUAGCCCAUGGAGCAGCGUAGCUAAGGGGAGUGGGCCUUGACAUUGCCAGGAGACAGGCCAUCUAAAGGUCAGUGGUCAGGGAUUGGUCAUUGGAAAUGGUGGGGUGGAGUUUUAAAGGGGAGUAUAAGUAGUGGCCAUUUUAGAACCAAGGAUCACUUUAAUCUAAGUUACACAACCUGUUUGUUGUCCCACCCACCCUCCCUUUGUUUUCAGGUGUUUCCCGUUUGGUCACGGCGGCGGGGGAUGGAGAGUAAAGUUGGCGGGAGUGAGAUGGGGAAAAAGUUUGGAGUUCAGGGCUAAUAGGUAGGCCUUUGGACUGGUUUGGUAGGUUCGAGCUCGUAGGUAGCUCCGAACCGGGGUGUGUAUGGGGUGUCUCAGUAUGCCCCUACACUUGUGGUGCCCUUUGGUGGCAAUGGAUGGUGCCCUUUGGUGGCAAUGGUCAUGUUCAUGUUAAAUAAAAUGUUCAAUGUUUGGGUAUUAUGUUAUGUGGGGGUGGGUCAUUGUCAAGGGGUUAAUUGUAAAUGCAGGAUGUUAAUUGUGCAGGCCAAUGUUGGCCUGCUUUUGACCAUAACCUUUAAAUUUAUGUUAAUUACAAAUAAAGCUGUGAUAUAAUUUUGCCAAAACCAUGGUGUCAGUGCUUUAUUGGGGAUUGGGUAUUUGGUGGGGUUUUUUUAAGCAGAGGCCGACAAAGUGACUGUGCCCAUGUCAAUACUUUCCCAGUAUAUAAUGAUAAUUUAAAGUCACGUUUUGCUGAAAUAAAACAUGCUAACCUUAUCAGUGGACAAAAUCAUCCAGUAUAUACUGCUUGCUCUGCAGUUAGUGUCUGUGUCAAGAGAUGCUUUCAUUAGAAAUCGACUCAGCGUUCUUACACCAUUAACCCCUUAAGGACACAACUUCUGGAAUAAAAGGGAAUCGUGGCGGAAUAUUUCCGUCAUGUGUCCUUAAGGGGUUAAGCGUUAUAUAAUAACUUAUAAUAAGCAGAACUACAAGCAUUAGCUGUCAAUCAUCCGACCGAUUUUGGUUAUAAAUCACUGAUACAUCGUUACUUCUACAGAUUAAUUUCCAUUUCUUCCCAGACUGUUAGAUAUUGCAUUUCGCUAUGUUUUCACAGUAGAAUAUUUGGCAUUUUCUAGUUGCUUGGAACACAUCAAGUUAUUCCACACCCUCCAGUACAAACCUCCUUUCAUACUGUCAUGUUUUAUUCUGUCUGAAUCCCAGGAAUUUAGGAAAUGAUCUACUGUUAGUGUUUCGUAUUGUAAAGUUUCAAUUUCUCAUUCGAAUACAGCUCUGUGAUCCUCCUACCUUCACUUGUUCUUCAAAACUCCUUAUUUUCAAACUCUGACUAGGCCAAAGCCCUCUCUUAUUUAUUCUUCAAAGAUUCCUUCUUUUAAAAGGAAUCUAUAGUGCCAGGAAGUUGUUUUCCUGACACUAUAGCUCUCUAUAGUGCCCCCUCCCCGUGGUGCAGAAGGGGUUAAAAAUCCCUUCUGUCAUUUACCUGAGUUUAGUGCCGAUGUCCCUCAGCACUGAAGUUUGGGUGCCUAUAGUGUCCCUUUAAACUAUGCCCUUCUGCCUCUAGAUCACUCGCACCCAUUAUCCCUCCUACAAACCAUAGUCAUCCAAGCUUCUCUCCAUUAUUAAAUGUUGUAAGAGCUUCCAAAUCAGAAAAUAGCCCAGUCAGUUAAAAAAGGGGGAUACAUAAAUGAGAAGAAAGUAAAACAAGGAUUAGUUAAUUAAAAACAAAAGAAGGAAUGUAUGUAAAAGAGGAUAAAGAUCUAGCUGACACUAAAAACAUACAAAAAAUCACUGACACUCCCUCUGCUCAACGCAUUGGCGGAUCCAGGGGGGGGGGCAACGGGGCAAUUGCCCCCCCCGAGAUUCCCCCCUGCUGGCUAACGCAGGGCUGGCAUUGCCCAAGUGCCAGCCCUGCAAUGUGCCUGCGGACCGGAGGGGAGAUCAGAGCUCUCCCUCCCCGGUCCGCAGGCACUGUGCUGGCGGCCGGCGAGGGAGGGAGUGAGAGAGAGGACCCGGAGCUCAGUCUGCAGCUCCUCCGGGUCCUCCUCUCGCGGGAUUUAAAGCGUUGCCGCGGUUACCACGGCAACGCUCCAAAUCUCGCGAGAGUGAACUCUAGCCCGGGAGCGUGGGCUAGAGUUCAGUUCACUCUGACCACCAGGGAAUCACCACUGGGACCACCAGGGACGGAGAAAUGUCCCCCCUCCUGCUCAAUAAAGGUAAGAAGGGAGGGGGGACAUAUUUAUUUUAUUAAAUUUUUUUUUUUUAAUUAUUAAUUAUUAUUAAAAAGCCUCCUUCCCCCCCUCCUCCCCCAUUACACACACUGCCCCAUUACAGGGGGGCAGUGUGUGUGUAUGGGGAUAGUGUUUGUGGGGCAGUAUGUGUAAUGGGGGGGGGGAGAGGAGGUUUUUUUAUAAUACAUUUUUAAAAUAAAUAUUCUGCCCCACAAACACUCUCCCCAUACACACACUGCCACCCAUACACACACUGCCCCACAAACACUGUCCCCAUACACACACUGCCCCCCAAACACACACUGCCCCACAAACACUGUCCCCAUACACACACUGCCCCCCAUACACACACUGCCCCACAAACACUGUCCCCAUACACACACUGCCCCACAAACACUGUCCCCACAAACACUGCCCCCCAUACACACACUGCCCCACAAACACUGUCCCCAUACACACACUGCCCCACAGACACUGUCCCCAUACACACACUGCCACCCACACUGCCCCCAUACACACACUGCCCCACAAACACACACUGCCCACAAACACUGCCCAUACACACACAUACACACUGCACUGCCUAAACACUGUCCCCAUACACACACUGCCCCCCAUACACACACUGCCCCACAACACACUGUCCCCAUACACACACUGCUGCCCACAAACACUGUCCCCAUACACACACUGCCCCCCAUACACACACUGCCCCACAAACACUGUCCCCAUACACACACUGCCCCCCCAACACACACACUGCCCCACAGACACUGUCCCAUACACACACUGCCCCACAAACACUGUCCCCAUACACACACUGCCCCCAUACACACACUGCCCACAAACGCAUCCCACACUCCCCAUACACACACACUGCCCCACAAACACUGUCCCCAUACACACACUGCCCCCCAUACACACACACUGCCCCAAAAACACAUACAGUGCCCCCAUACAUACACUGCCCCCUAACACACACACUACAACCCUGACAUACACUGCCACACUCACACACUUUUACCCUUAACACACACCACUGCUCCUAUAGCCUAUAUCCCAGCAGAUCCCAGGUAAGUUGUUAAACUGUUCUUAAACGGUAUGACUACUUACUCUGGGGUGGAAUCCUGGCACUACUGACACCAUAACUACUACACUGAGCUGUAGUGGUUAUUGUGCCUGGAUUAUUUAUUUAAAUAAUCUACAAGUGCCCCUACCGAGAUCAGGCUCUGGAUCCGCCACUGGCUCAACGCAGCUAAAUCCCUAAUACCCACUCUUUGGAAGCAACCGGGGGCGCCAACCCUCCAGCAAUGGGUGACUAGAGUAGAGGAGAUUUACUCCAUGGAGUCUCUAACAGCAGACCUGCAGGGGCGCUCAGAACAAUGUGCCCUAACCUGGUACCCAUGGAUGACAUAUAUCUCCAGGAAAACUGGUGGUCCGGCGGGAGCCCAAUCCGCCAACCUCCCAUAGGUAGACCAUCCAGAACUGGAGCAGUAAGGGACCCACUCACAGACGGGACAAGUGAAAAGAGGGGCCGAGGGGGGGGGGUCAAACCCUUCCUAACCCACCCAGUACCUUAUCUCCCUACCCCCCGACCCUUGACCACAUCCUAUUAUAGACCAUGGAACGUUACCAUACUACACUACGCACAAUGACGGUGGACGGGACUUAGAAUGACACCGACUACUGUGCAAUCCACCCGACUAAGCACUAAUCCUAAUGGAUGUUAUGAUUUUAAAAAAUAAAUAAAUAAAUAAUCUGUUACUAUUAUUAUUAAUGUUUGCAAGCACCUUUACCUACUGAAACGUUUAAACUGUGAUUCAGUUUUACUUUACUAGUGUUCAUGUCAGGCCAAUAACUCUAUUGCUACUUGUUGGAACAUACGCUUGUACCACUGUUAGAACGAUAAGUCAGAUAGGUAAUCUUUAUUAUGACUCUUCCUCUUACGGAUGUUGACUUUAAACUACUGUUGUGUACCGUAUUGCUACCUGUUUACUUUUGCUCAAACGACAAAAUCAAAAAUAAGGAUAGUAAAAAAAAAGAUCUAGCUGACUGCCUCAAUGAAUAUUUUUGUUCAGUAUUUACAGAUGAAAAUGAAGGAAAGGGACCUCAGUUAGCAAAGAGGACAAAUAUAUUAAUUUGUUACAUGUGAGUUUACAGAGGAACAGGUUACAUUUCAACUUUCAAAAGUAAAGACAAGUAAAUCGAUGGGGCCUGGUGGAAUACACCCAAAGUUAGCUGCUGCCCAUUCUCAGUAGUCUCUUGUGCUCCGUUUCUUGCUUAUUAAGCAAGCUUAAUGGUGUACUGACAAAACCAUUAGCGGAUUUAUUUAAACAAUCAUUGUUAACGGGAGUAGUCCCAGAAGAUUGGAAACCGGGCCGGCGCUUCCUUUAAGUUGAACUUGGCAGCCGCCUAGGGCGCGAUAUAGGAGGGGGCACCCUGCUCCCCCAUCACCGGCCCUUUAAAUGCUGCAGCCACCUGAGUGCUCUAUAGAGAGCACUCAGGCGGCUGCCGCACUGCCCUUCACCUUCCCUGUAGCGUGGCUGAGCUUCUUUCUGGUCCGCCGUACAGGAACAUCCGUUUCCAGUACCCGCCGGACUGAUAGGAAAAAAGAAAAUAUGACGUAUUAUGUUCUUUAAGACUCUUUCUGUAUAUUAAAUGUACAUAAUUAAAUGAAUUUUAAUAUAUUUAAAUGAAAGCUAUGUGUACUGGAGAAUCAACUUGGGAUGUUAUAAUAUAUUCUCAUUCAGAACGUAGACAUAUCGGCUCUUACUGAUUGAACCCCCCCAUUCAUGUGAUUCUAGGUGACUGCUGGCUGCUGGCUGCCAUCGCAUCUCUUACCUUAAAUGAGCAAGUUUUAUCCCGUGUGGUCCCCAAAGAUCAGAGCUUCCAGGACAAAUAUGCAGGGAUUUUUCAUUUCCAGGUAAUUUAUUCAACAUAUAUAUACAGAAUCCAGAAAGCAUGAGAACUUACCCUUACUGAGUCCACGUUUCAGGAUUUUCAGGUCAAUAAAUCUUUGACAAAGAUCUGAGAUUUCUGCUUCCUCUAAUUCUGAAUGAAUUUUACGUGUACGAACAUUUAUAUAAAAGACACAGAAUAGGCGCUCACUAUAAAACCAGAGUGAAAGGCAGCAGUGAACCAGCAGGUAUUCCCUAACCUUGAUAAUUUUCAAAACGUGACAAAAAAGAAUAUUGCCAAGAAGAUAGAAUUUAUGAAAAAAAAAGGGGUUUAGUAGAAUAUAUAUGUAUAUAUAUACAUAUAUGGAGGACAAUAAUUUUCUGUUGUGUAAUAGCCUAAAAAAAAUAGGAAACAAUAAUAGUGCAGUAUGGUAAAGCAAUUUUUAAAAGGUUAAUAAAAUACUAACUCACAAUCUUUAGAGCUGCUAAGAGCUCUGCUGUAUAGCGCAUUGACAGUACAAUCCCUGUCUUAGGAUAUGUUGAUAUUCGUGAUGAUAGGCUUCCAAUUUUCAACAACCAUGUAGGGAAGAGGAGAAGAACCAAUAGCACAGUAUAUAGUAUAUAAUAUAGAAUAUAUAAAAGCAGAGUAUGCUACUUAUUAUUUCCAGAGCAAUAACUUGCUCUGGUGGUUGUGGCUGUGGUAAUACAAUCCCCACCUGGGAUAUGCAGAAUACAAUGUGGCAGAACAGGACCAGGAGAAAAAAAAAAUAGGGACUAUAUAAAUAACAAUUAACUUUAUUACUAACAUAGAAACAUAGAAUGUGACGGCAGAUAAGAACCAUUCAGCCCAUCUAGUCUGCCCAAUAUUUCAAAAUGCUUUUCAUUAGUCCCUGGCCUUAUCUUAUAGUUAGGAUAGCCUUAUGCCUAUCCCACGCAUGCUUAUACUCCUUUACUGUGUUAACCUCUACCACUUCAGCUGGAAGGCUAUUAAAAGUAAAAGUAUAUAAAAGCAAAUGCAGCAAAGAAUAAAGUGCUCCAGUCCCACAUUUAUAUACUUUGUGCAACCUGUCUGGGAAACAUCAGUAGAGUAAGAUUUUCUUAACUCAAGUAGUUGAGUAAUUAGAGUAUAAUAUCAGACGCAGGGGCGUUUUAGCCGCGAGGCAAACAAGGCAUUUGCCUUGGGCGGCAUUUUUCAGGGGGCGGCAAAAAACGCCGCCCCCCAAAUGCCCAGGCAAAUGCUUUGUUAGCCUCGCGGCUAACUGACCGGCCGGGCUGGGCUGGGCAGGCGGCUGGCGAGGGAGCUCUUCCCCUGAGCUGUCCGCUCAGCUCCCUCGCGCGCCGCAGAGUGAGGCUGGGAGCCGGAAGAUGACGUCAUCUUCCGGCUCCCAGCCUCACUUUGCGGCCCGAGGGAGCUGAGCAGACCGCUCAGGGGAAGAGCUCCCUCGCCAGCCGCCUGCCCAGCCCAGCCGGCAUCCACUGGACCACCAGGGAGGUAAUGAACCCCUCCCCCCCAGCACUCCCAAAGGUAAGGGGGGGGGGGCUAAAUAAAAAAAAAUAAAAAAAUGUGUUAAUGUGAGUGUCUGUUAAUGUGUGUGUGUGUUUUGUUAGUGUGUGUCUGACUGUGUCUGUUAGUGUGUAUGUGUGUGUGUCUGACUAUGUGUCAGUGAGUGUGUGUUUGCCUGUGUGUGUGUGUGUGUGUCUGUAAAUGUGUGUGUGUUUGUUAGUGUGUGUGUGUCUGCUAGUGAGUGAGUGUGUCUGUUAGUGUGUGUGUCUGACUAUGUUUGUCUGUUAGUGUGUCAGUGAGUGUGUGUGUGUCUGACUGUGUGAGUGUGUUUGCCUGUGAGUGUGUGUGUUAGUGAGUGUGUGUCUGUUAGUGAGUGUGAGUAUCUGUUAGUGUGUGUGUGUUUCUGUUAGCGAGUGUAUGCGUAUCUGUCAGUGAAUGUGUGUGUGUGUAUUUAGAAGGCGGGGGGGGUUGGCGCGGGGGGAGGGGGGGGCGCCUGCGUUUUGUCCUGCCUAGGGCAGCACAAAACCAGGAUACACCACUGAUCAGACGCUGAUUAAAAUUAUAAUGGUAAGGCCUACCUGUUUAGUAAGGUAACUGCGAUUUUGCCACCUUACAGAACAGUUAAAACCUGGGGCUUGGUGAGUACACCCCAAAUCUUUUCUUGGAUGAGCCAUGGGAAUAAGAAUUGUAAACACAAUCAAGUGAUACAUAAUAGCAGACGAUUAGAUAUUACUCUAGAACUUGUUGAGAAGUCCUGUUGUCCUUAGUUCCACUCCCACUCCCUUGGAAUUAUAUUGCAGAAUGUGUGAAAAAAUGGUCUCAGGUACAUAGAUAAAAACUGUAGGACCAUGAUUGCUCACCAUUGGCAACUCUUGCAGUCUAAGAUCAGCCAACCUAACAACUGGUGUGGCGAAGUUUUCUUAAAGAUCUAUUCCCAGAACACUGUGUGUCUUGCAGUUCUGGCAGUUCGGUGAAUGGGUGGAUGUGGUCAUAGAUGACAGACUGCCGACCAAAAAUGGGGAACUGGUCUUCGUUCAUUCAGCAGAAGGGACUGAGUUCUGGAGUGCACUUAUGGAAAAAGCCUAUGCCAAGUAAGUGCUAAAUUCCCUCUCAGUUACAAACUAUUUUCUCGUUCUUAUUUCAAAGCAGACCAAUUAUUUCCAUUUGGAAUAAAUCUAAUUACCUCCUUAGAAACCAUUUUAAGAAGUAAUGGAGUCUUUCCUGUGAAAAUACAGCUUCUUUAAUGUGGUUCAGAACAAUGUUAUGUGAUUGAAGAAAUGUCCAGAUGGGUCCAAAAUAUUGAUUGUGUAAUGUUUUGAUUCACAUAAAAUAAUUAAAUUAAAGAAGCAUUUUCACCGCAAAGACACAUUUGAUUAUAGAGAUAUUUAUGAACUAAAUAAAGUUUACUGAUUUAGAAUAAUGUCUAUUUCCUAUAGUCCUGUGAUUUAGACUUGAAGGGGCAGAGGGUUGAUUGGUCACAUUUAUGAUGGAUUCCCUUUAAUAUUUAUAUUUCCUUGGUUACUCUUAAACGUUUGCACGGACCUUAAGCAUAAAAAUAAUCUAAUAUCUGAAAAAGAGUUUAAUUCCUACCUGCAACUUGUGCUGUUUUUCUCUUCAUGAACCUCCAUGAAACAAACUAACAAUAUAACCAGAAAAUGUAGGUUAUUCAAGAACUGUCAAUCUAUGAUUCAGGUUGAACGGAUCCUAUGAGGCUUUGUCAGGAGGUGCGACCACAGAGGGCUUUGAAGAUUUUACUGGGGGACUCGCAGAGUGGUAUGACCUGAAGAAAGCUCCAGCAAACCUCUUUAAGAUCAUCCAAAAAGCCUUGAAGACCGGAUCUCUGUUGGGCUGCUCUAUAGACGUGAGUAAUUUCCUGCAUUACUGGUAGAAUUGUUUUGUAGGAUUUGCCACAAGUUCUAUGACAAUAUUGCAAUAUCAGGAGGUUUGCUACAUAAGCAGAGAAUUGUGGUGAGGUUACACAAAACCAGAAAAGUUAAUUAAAGGAUCACAAUAGUAUCAGGAAAACAAACUAGUUUUCCUGACACUAUAGCAUCCUUGGGGGACCCUCACCCUCAGGGUCCCCCUCCCGAUGGGCUGAAGGUGUUAAAACCCCUUCAGCAGCUUACCUUAAUCCAGCGCUGGGCUCCCUCUGCGCUGGUGACCUCUCCUCCCCCGCCAACAUCACCUCCUGAGUGGAACGGAAUGCGCAUACGCAUUCAAACAGUCCAUAGGAAAGCAUUUCUCAAUGCUUUCCUAUGGACGUUCUGCACGUUGGAUGCGAAUUUCGCAUUCAACGUCGCAGAAGCGCCUGUAGCAUCUGUCAGGAAGACCGCCACUAGAGGUUGGAUUAACCCUGCUAUGUAAACAUAGCAGUUUCUCUUAAAAUUGCUAUGUUUACAUGUGAAGGGCUAAAACCUGAGGGACCUGGCACCCAGACCACUUCAUUGAGCUAAAGUGGUCUGGGUGACUAUAGUGCCCCUUUAAAUGAAAAAUACCUAAGUUCAGAAAAUAGCUAAUUCAAAUCAAAUUUUACUUUGGGACUCUUAAAUGUUGCCAUUCCAUCAUCAAUUCACCAGAGUUUAUUAUUUGUACACGAGUCCCAGAAUUCACAUGUUUUGUGCAAAUCACAAGGAUUAUUAAAUUAGCUUAGAAUGAGCAUCCCUACUGCCCUCUCUACUCCCUACUUGGGUAAAAACCCAAUGGCAGAGUAUAAAAUAUUUAAUAGAGUCCUAACCUCAACAUCUGAGGAAAGGGAUUUAGGGGUGAUUAUUUCUGAUGACUUAAAGGUAGGCAGACAAUGUAAUAGAGCAGCAGGAAAUACUAGCAAAAUGCUUGGUUGUAUAGGGAGAGUUAUUAGCAGUAGAAAGAGGAAAGUGCUCAUGCCAUUGUAUAGAACACUGGUGAGACCUCACUUGGAGUAUUGUACGCAGUCAGGGCCGGAUUAACAUAGGGGCUGAUGGAGCUGCAGCUCCAGGCCCAGACCCAUGGAAUAGGCCCUUUAAAAAAAGUGUACUUUUUUUUUUUUUUUACACACUACUCUUAGGUUUGCCACCUGACUGGUAUUUUACUGGCACAGUCGGUAUUUGAGGCUGCCUGGCCAUGCCGGUAUUGCAGUAAUACCGGCAAUACAAUUGCAGGUGUUUUUUUUUUGUUUAAACGGAGAUUACUCUGCAAUACUAGCACCGGACAGUAGGGGUCACUGUGUGUGGAGAGAGGCAGGGAGUUACAGCAAAUCUCUGCCUCUCUCUAUUACUCACUGAUAUGUGGGGGAGCAGCUACACAGUACAGAGAGUCCAGAGAGCAGCUCUACAGCUCAGGUAAGUGAGGGAUUGGGGUAAAGGCAGCAGGUAGACAUGGGGACACUGAGACACUAGGGGACACUGAGACACUAGGGAACACAGGGAGACUUGAGGACACUGGAAAACAUGGGGACACUGAGACACAUGGGGAUGCUGUGAGAGAUAGGGACAUUGGGAGACACUGGGACACGGAGACACUAGGGACACAGUGUCCCCAUGUCUCCCAGCCAGUGUCUCAGCGACCCCAUGUCUCCCAGCCAGUGUCCCCAUGUCUCCCAGUGUCCCCAUGUCUCCCAGUGUCUGUGUUCCGAUAUCUCUGUGUCCCUAGUGUCUUAGUGUCCCCAUAUGUUUCAGUAUCUACAUAUCUGUCUGUGUCCCUAUGUCUCCCAGUGUCCCCAAAUGUCUGUGUCCCCAUGUCUCCCAGUGUCUCUAUGUUUUCCAGUGUCCCCAUGUCUGUAUCCACAAGUGCCCCCAUGUCUCCCUGUGUCUCAGUGUCCCCAUGUCUCACUGUGUCCCCUAGUAUCCUUGUGACAUGGGGACACACUGAGACAUGGGGACACUGGGAGAAAUGGGGACACUGAGAGACCGAGGACACUGACACUGUGAUACAUAGGGACACUGAGACACUGGGUGAUUUGUGAGACUGAGAGACAGGGAGACACUGGGAGCAAUCCAUCUAUACAGCAGAAUCAAACUGAGUAGUUUUUUUGGUGAUUUUACAGAAUGUUCUCUUAUGUCACUCCUUGUGAUUUACAUCAUGUGAUGUCACGCAUAACUAAUUAAUUAUACAAAUGAUUAAGGCUGGUAUUUUUUUCCAAGAAAGGUGGCAACCCUAACUACUCUUCACAUACUCUUGCUUAAAGGAACACUAUAGGGUCAGGAACACAAAUUACAAUGCUCCCCCAUAGUAUUGGCUGAGACUGUCAACUAGGCAGAUCAGGGGCAAAGCCAGCACAAGUCAAACAUAGCCCUGGCCAAUCAGAAUCUCCUUAACAAAGAUAAAUUGAAUCAAUGCAUCUCUAUGAGGAAAGUUCAGUGUCUGCAUGCAGAGGGUGGAGACACUGAAUGGCAGUGCUGCACACUAGGCAGUACUGCCCCAGGAAGCACCUCUAGCAGCCAUCUAAGGAGUGGCCAGUGGAGUUAUUUUGUCUGAAAGACAGUGUUUACUGCAAAAAGCCUGAAGUAAGUGAUUCUACUUACCAGAACAAAUACAGUAAGCUGUAGUUGUUCUGGUGACUAUUGUGUCCUUUUAAGUUUGGAAGCUUAAAGGGGAUGUAUGGGAACAAAACUUGUGUGGACUGGCUCACAAUAAAAUUAGUUUAGGUAAUGCAUACGUUGGUCUCUCUAACACUGUGGCAUGUCCCCUUUCUUCUACACUCACUACAUACACCUUUUCUCUGUCCCAGACCAUAUACCAGGAGCUUCUGCCUGCUAGUAAGAAGGUAAGGAGACAAGUAGACAUGUCAGUGCCAGGGGACAGUCCUUACAAAGCUUGGAGUAGGCGCAUCAUUUGAUGCAUUUAUGUCAAGCUCAGGGUGCUGUCUGCCUAGUAUGCCCUUAGUUGGACAGUCUGCAUUAUUGCCCUUUUUGGCAGGUCUGGUCACGUGAUUCACACCAGUGGCACACCCUUUAACCCUGCCCAUUGACUUCCUGCUUCCCUGGACACUGCUGUUAGGGGGUAUGGAUUGAAAGUAUAAAUUAGAGAGAGAUUAGCAUAGAGUAUGUGUUUUCAUAUAGCUGCAUCCUUUGAGUUUCCCUCCAGCACCAUCUCCAUCAGAUAGAUGAUGCUUGGGAGGUAUGAUUGUUUUUGUGGUUUUGGUCGAUAAGAUUAUGUAAUUAGGCCCAUCAUAAUUGUCAGCACCAGGCCCACUGGGUUCUUAAUCUGGCCCUGUACGCAGUACUGGAAACUGUAUCUCCAGAAGGAUAUUGAUACCUUAGAGAGAGUUCAGAGAAGGGCUACUAAACUGGUUCAUGGAUUGCGGGAUUAAACAUACCAGGAAAGGUUAAAGGAUCUUAACAUGUAUAGCUGGGAGGAAAGAUGAGACAGGGGGGAUAUGAUAGAAACAUUUAAAUACAUAAAGGGAAUAAACACAGUAAAGGAGGAGACUAUAUUUAAAAGAACAAACACUACCACAAUUAGAGGGGCAAAGGUUUAAAAAUAAUAUAAUAAUAGGGUACUGAGAGGGUAGUGGAUGCAUGGAAUAGCCUUCCAGCUGAAGUGGUAGAGCUUAACACGGUAAAGGAGUUUAAGCAUGCGUGGGAUAUGCAUAAGGCUGUCCUAGCUAUAAGAUGAGACCACGGACUAAUGAAGGUAUUCAGAAAAUUGGGCAGACUAGAUGGGCCGAAUGGUUCUUAUCUGCCGUCAGAUUCUAUGUUUCUACUUGUAAAUAAUAUCCAAAGAUAACUAGUAAUUAAAGUCUGUUUCCGUUCAUACAGAGACUGAACCUGAAAUCAGAGUAAUUCUGUUUCUUCUAUAAAAAUAGGAAUUUGGGCAUUUAUCCAACGUGCCUCUGAAGUGCACAAGUAGAGAUUUCUGACCUCUUGCUUCACUGAAAUAAUAUAAACAACUUGCCCCACCUAGCCCAUAAGCUGCGAGUGGGCAAAACCUGAAAAGAAAAAGGAAAAAUAAAGUUAGAGUCCAUUGACCCCGUAGUAGGUAAAUAGGAACUGUGCCUGCAUGCCCCCCCUGUGCAGCAGCAGUCUGAGGGAAAUAGAGGGGUCUCCAUGACAUGUUAUUAAUCAGAACACGGAGUCCCUUCUAUUCCCACAGUAUGCGUAGCACGAGGCAGGUUACUAUAGUGAAGACAGAGUGUCUCCUUACCUUAUUAAUUACCUUACAUUGUAAUUAAGAUACAUUGUAGCGAGUCACUAUUUUAUUGAACACGUAAAAUACUUAAUAAUGACACUUGAAUUAAUACAGUCCUAAUGUAAUAUAUAUAUAUAUUUUUUUUUUUUUUACAAAACUUUAAAGGAACACUACAGCGUUAAGAAUGCAAACAUAUAUUCCUAUUGCUAAACUUUUCUUCUGACUAUUUUGAUGUUCAUGCCCCCCUCCUAACACCUGCAAGAGAUUUGCUUUCUUUAUGUCUCACAGCGCGCUGAUCUCAGUGUUGCUACCAUGUCUCCUUGGAAGGCAUUGGAAGGCUAGCACUCAUGUUCGGCAGAAUGCCACGCAGCGCCAAUCAAAUGCUUUCUUUGCACAACCUUUUAUUGAAUAACCAAGUCUGACUGUGUUAUUUGGUGGAAGCGCCUCUAGUGACUGUCAGGAAGACUGCCAUUAGAGAGGUGUUUUAACACCUUAAAAAAUUGCUGUAUCUUCAAAUCUGUAUUGUUUUAUAUUGCAGGGUUAAAUUGACAAUACCACAACACCCAGACCAUUUUAUUGAGAUUAUGUGGUCUGGGUGCCGAUAGCGAUCCUUUUAAAUCUCAAUAAAACCACCUAUCAACAUCAUCAACCUUAAAACAUUUGGUUGGACAAUGCCCUUUUUGCGCAGGUACUAGAGGCUUGGAUCUUUAUUAGCGACAGAGGCCAGUACUGUUGGUAAUAAAAGUUUACAGAGCUUAGAAAAUAUUUCUCCAUAUUUUUGUUAAUCCAUAUUUAGUUUAGUUUUGGUUUUUAAUGAUUAAUUAUAUACCUUAAAAUAUAUAUACAUUUUGAAAUAUAGCGUUUCCCUUUAACCCACCCGCACCCUGCUAUUUCCUAGUGACCCCCAAAUAUUGCAUACUAGCUCCCAAAUCAAAUCAUGUGGAGUGUGAGAAUAGAUUUUAAAAAAAAAAAUUUUUUUUUUAUAUGUUUUCCAUCCAAUUUAAAAGAAUCACACUGUUUUCAAUCUCGAUAGGAAAAAUACAAACUGAAAAGUCUCAGUAGUAACUAUUCCUUUUUAUUUUAAAGAUCACAAGUGCGUCUGAGACAGAAGCUAUCACGUUCCAGAAACUGGUGAAGGGCCACGCUUACUCUGUGACUGCAGCUGAAGAGGUUGGUGUCAGGCUUAUUUUUUUUUUAAAUUCAUUAAGAGUAUGUUAAAAUGUGCUGUGUACAUUCUGUCUAAAACUUGAAUGUUUUAAUGUCGGUUCCACAAUCUGUCUUCCUAUUUUAAUCUUUAAUGGAGAUGUCAUCCAUAAACAGCUUUUAUAUAGUACUGUACUGCAUACUUACCUUAUAAAUAGACUAGUCACUAUAAAGUCACUAUACAAGUCUCUAUACAACAAACUAUUAUUUUUAUCUGCUGAAAGGGAAACAAAUCUCAGCUCAGUCCUAUCCUGUCUGUGGUCUUCUAAUUAAAGGAACACUAUAGCAUCCCUGCCUGUGUGCCAUAAAAUUAAAAAAAAAAAAAAAGUGUUUUACUCACAAGACUCCCUCGGCACUGCACACCUCUCUGCCUCCUGUGAUGUCAUGAAUGAGGUUUGGCCUCCCUUGGCAAUGGUCCAGUGAUCCUCAUAAAGGAGCAUUGGGGACCUGUAUGACAGCCACUAGGGGUGUGUUUACCCUUCCAUGUAAACAUUGCCCUUUCUACAAAAUGUCAGUGUUUUACCUUGAAGAGUUAAGCACACAGGACCACUCCACCCAGACUUCUUCUUUGAGAUGAAGUGGUCUGGGUGACUUUUAAUUCAUUUAAAGUGCAAAAUAUACAAUACCCAAAAGACAGCCCGUUUUUCAAAAGGGAAUACAUGAUAUUAUUCUGCUAAAAAUAUUUUUGGUGCAAAUAUUUAAAGGAACACUAUAGUCACCUAAACAACUUUAGCUUAAUGAAGCAGUGUUAGUGUAUAGAUCAUGCUUCUCAGGUUUCACUGCUCAAUUCAAUGCCAUUUAGGAUUGAAAUCACUUUUUCUGUCACACCUCCCCUUUCACUCAGAUGUAAUUUACCUUAAACAAUUGUAUCAGUUCUCUGUAAAUGUAACUUUAAUCACAUACAGGAGGCUCUUGCAGGGUCUAGCAAGCUAUUAACAAAACAGGGGAUAAUAAAAUGUAAAUUAAACAUAACUUGCAAUAAAGGAAGAAUAAACUUUAGAGGACUCUUUAGAGGAAGUGUUUAGGAAGGCUGUACUAGUCACAUGCAGGGAGGUUUAACUAGGGUUCAUAAAGUAAUUUAACUCCUAAAUAGACAGAGAAUUGAGCAGUGAGACUGUAGGGGCAUGUUCUAUACACCAAUACUGCUUAAUUAAGCUAAAGUUGUUUUGGUGACCUUAGUGUCCCUUUAAUGUUUUAUUAUUAUUAUAAUUUCUACUGCUCUAAGGGAAUAGGAUCAUAAUAUUUUUUAUUAUGAUUUAUGUCACUCAAUAUGAAAUCAUAAUUUGGUGUAGUUUAAAAUGUGUGAAUUAUUUUUAGAUAUUUUUUACUAUGUAUUUUCUGUAUAAAUUAAAAGAUGGAACAAACACAAUACAAUAAAAAUCAUUUGCUCAUUUUUAUUGAAAGCCAUGAGUAUAGAACACUAUUGUUUAAUUUCGGGGGAUGAAGCAGAAAUUAUAUUACGUGUAAAGAUAUAAUGUGUCGAUUAUUCAUAAAAUAACGACUCUCGUGCUGUUAUUCACCAUGUACACUGUGGAAUAAUGACCCAAAAAUAAUGUUUUUCUCUGUAUUAUUCAUGGUGGGUUUUUUUUAAAUUUUUUUUUUUUACUAUUUGGAUUAUUGUGUAAAUGCAAGUUAUUUUCUAAAUGAGCAUGUUCUGUAGAAAAUAAAAUUUAAUUGACAGUGCAACUCUCAAAAGAAACCUUUUGAUAUAUAAGCAAGCACUAAAGCGUAAAUAUGAUGUUAGCACAUGGGUGUGAUAUGGCAUAAAAGCUGAGAUUAUAAAUGUCUUAACUACCCUAACAAUGCUUAGCACUUGGCCUCCUUCCAGCACCUGAAGAGUUAAGGGUUUAAGAACAUGUCUUUCGAAAAAUCAUGUCUUUUUUUUUUUCAGUUAAUUUACUACACACUUUGUCAAUAGACCGUUUACAUAAAACCAUUACCUUCAUGGAGGGUAGGAGAGCAGGAAUGUAGAAAUAUAUUGUGAAUGUGUAUGGCACUGCUGUAGAUAAUAUUUUUUCUGAAACCAGCUGUGUCUAAUUAGUGUAUAGCUUUGCAACAAAAAUUCUAACUAUCAUUACUUCCGUAUAAUACUGAAUAAAUGUUCUCGCUACCUCCUAUACUGCUUCUUGAUGGUGUUUGUCCUCUAUUGAGUUUAACUUUGCAUUACUGGACUUUGGGUACUCACAGAUCAGGAUCUAUCAUAAGGUGACCUUAGGUGGCUGCCUAUUGGUCAGGCAGGGGCCCCAGAACCAUCAAUGCACUUGGCCUAUUCUCUAUCCAUGUUAUCUGUACACAGUAACUGAUUUCUUUUCUGCUCCUGAAGCUGCAAGAUAUCCAGCUUUUUGAGUUUUCUACAUUGACUGAGCAUGAAAAAAUGUGUGUUUUGACCAACACACGCCCUGAACAAAUUAUUUCCUGUUCUUCCGCAGCCCUAAGCAGUGCUGAGUUUAAACUACCUGUCUCCAAAUUGUCUGACACCUUUUCUAGCUAAGCUCUUUGUGUGCGAGUCUUUGUUUUUAUAACACCUACCUGUCCUGCGAUCACUGUAAAUACAAUGAUGCAAAUAACGAAAUGCGACAGGUGAAACUCGGACCCAGAAAUAUUUUUGUCUGACUGGCAGGGUUUUGUGAAGUCAAUACAUAUGGAUUCAAUCCCUAGAGGAGUCUGAUAGAAAUGUUCUGUGUACAUUGUUUGCAUAGUACAGGUUACAUUGUCUCACCUGUGUCUUGCAUCCGUGAGGCUGAAACAUCUCUUUUAUUUACAUUACUGUAAAUAAAAUAAUUAGUUUUUAGUUAGAAAUUCCCGAAUUCGUAAAUACAUUCGUACAAUCUUUCUUUCUGUUUUUGGAAUAUUACAUUGUCUUGGGGGAGUAAUUUGUUUGUCUGUAUGUUUGGUUUUUAUUUUGUGUGUGUUUGUUUCCCACAAGGUAAGCUACAGAGGACAGCAGGAAAAGCUGAUUCGGAUUCGAAAUCCUUGGGGUGAAGUAGAAUGGACCGGAGCUUGGAGUGACAAGUCAGUACUCAAUGCUAUAGUUGGGGAAUAUUUCACAGAAUUAGCAAAGAACACCGAAUGACUAGGAAAUGGAAAUUUAGCAAUAUCCAUUUUUAAUCAAUAAGGUUUAAUUACUAAACCAUGAACUUGGGUGAAUUAAAAAAGCAAUUCCUGCUUUUCCAGAUAUUCUUAAAACGGUAGGUUUGGCCUCUUUUAAGAACUUUCAAUUUUCAGUUCAAAACGAGGCAAUGUUUAAUUAGUAAAUUAAAUUUUCUCCCUUAUACACUACAAACUGUGUCUAGUGCCUUUUGUCAUAUAUAGUGCAAUAAAAAAAGUACAAAGUAUAAGUAAUUAAAGUGGCUUUAUUACCUGAAAUGUUAUUUUUAUCAUUUAUUUUUAAACAAUUUAGAAUUUCCGUGUAAACAUAUUUAGCUGUAUUUACUAAUUGACGAUCUGACAUUUUAUUGGUGUGGAGGUUGCUAUCUUGGAACUGCAUCCUAAUUACAAAAACAAUAACGGUAAUAAAAUAAAAUGCUAUGUUAUUCUUGUAAUGCCUGACUGUCUCUCAGCAAUUCAACUUGCACCAGAAAAAGGUCUCAUGGUACUAAAAGGAAACGAUUUGAAUUCUGACAAUUCUCACAAUAGUGAAUAACUCUGAUAGUGAAUAACUCUGAUAGUGAAUAACUCUGAUUGUGCUGGUGAAAGUGUUGCCAGUUAAAGGAAUACUAUAGCGUUAGGAAUGCAAACAUGUAUUCCUAACGCUAUAUUGUUUCCCUCACGAUUUUAGAUUAUUGGACCCCUGUAAAUUUAAUUAAACAUGGUUUUCACUUAAAUAGAAGUAUUCCCUGGAUAGAAAAUCCAAAUAGGGAGUACAGAGAAAAACGGGUUAUAAGGGUGGCAAUACGGGCAUAACCCUGCAUAAAGCACAAAAUAUACAAAAAAGUGAAGAAAGAACAACCCCGUGAUAAAUCAGGUUGUUCCUCUUCAAACCACCCCAAACAGAUCAACGUCUAAGGAAAAUAAAUAGAUUUUAUUAUUAAGAAUAGGACCAAAGAAACCUAAGAACUCAUAUAUGACAGUGGACUAAAAAGUUCUAGUGGAAACAGCAUGUAUUAAUCACUGUUAUAUGUAGAAAAUAGAACUCAAACAAAGUUAAAGCUACAUAUGAUACUGUGAACACACAUUGAACCUAACAGAAGGUCAGAGAGUGCAGAUUGAAUAAACUUGUAUGAAAAGAGUCAAUUAAUGAGGAGGACCAUAUAAAUAAAGAGGAACCUUCAAGCUGAAAAAGUCAGUCUCAUAAUAACUCCAUAUUAUACUAUGUGGUCGCCCCGGUGUGUAUAAGCACUGAGUAAACUAUUAAUAAAAGUCCACUGAAAAUAAAUGAGAAAAAGGUAUAUUCAAACAAAAACAAAUAAAUCAAAUUACCUAAGGACUCACAGAUAUAACACAAUACUGUCUAUAAACUGCAAGGUUCCAGUAUAAAUGGAAGUGGUCAAAGCACUAUCCCAUAUAAUAGUCUAAACUCAAAAAGAGUUAGUGCUGAGUAUGAUUGUAUACAUGAAACCUGCAGAAAGUCAGAAAGUGCAAUUUAGUAGACUUGCAUUGGAAAUCGAAAGGAUAGGGAAGAUAUUAUAAGCAGAGAGGGAUAUAAAAAGUGGAGAUGGAUAUAGAUAUAAAUAUAAAGUAAGCCUAAAUAGGACAGACAAAACUAAAUAAAUCCACCUCACAGUAAAUCCCUACUAGUUAGUCGUCCCGGUAUGUAAAACCGAUCAAAACAAGCCCAACGCGCGUUUCGGCGGGUAAACCGCCUUUCUCAAGAGCAAAAUAUAAUGUAUCAAAAUAGUGUAUCUAAUGUAUCAAAAUAGUGAAAAUAGUUUUCACUUACCUUGUUUCCAGCACCUGAGAAGCAGAUGUGCGGCAUGCGCCAUUCUCAUCCAAUCAAAUGCUUCUCAUAGGGAUGCAAUGCAUGAGGACGUCAAACCUCAAAUAACUAAAUCAAACUCCAUUAUGUGUGGAAGCGCCCUCUAGUGGCUGUCAGGAAGACAGUCCUAUCUAUCAUGGAAGACAGCCACUAGAGGUGUGUUUGACACUGUAAGUAAAUAUCUACCAAACAGCAAUGCUUUACAUUGUGGAGUUAAAACGCCACGGUCACCGCACCCAAACCACUUCAUAGAGAUUAAGUGAUCUGGGUGUCUUUCGUGUCCCUUUUAACAGCAAAUAGAUUCACAAUAAACCACUCUGAGAAGUGCUGGUGUUGCUUAUCAGUUUUGUAGAACCAGAGCAUCCUCGUCAGCCCCCUCACUUUUAGUAAGUGCUCAGCUUGUUACAAUUCAUACGUAGAAUUGGUGGCUUAGGGCUGCUAUUUUCAUCAAUUUAGUUUCUUGCUAUUGUCCCUGGUAAAUGGAUAAUCAGAGUUUUAGGUAGUUUACAUGUGGUUCAUGGUGAUCUGAAGAACAUGAUGAUGACAGUCACUUCACUGAUACUUUGUACAUGGUUUAUAAGAAUACACAUUUAAAAGACUAGGAGUGGAAUACCUCCAUGCAGACAGUAAUAUAAACAAUUACCCCUAUGCUGUAAGCAGGCCUUUGUGUGGGUGGAUUUGGGGUAUAAACAGUAAAUCCACAGAAAACUGUUAUAACCUUAAUAAAAGCCAUAAUUGGACCAAGGUUCUGAAUAUUGUGUUCCAUAUGUGAGCCUUCAAAACAGCCAUCGGCUUAUCCUCUUCUUUUAUGGUAAAGCUCAUCCUAUUCUCCUGAAUGCUGCUGUGCUUAUUAGAUAUUUAUUUUUAUAUUUUAUUUAUUAUUUUAUAUAUAUUGUUUUGUUUGCUUUGAUUAAAUCCUGCAUGUUGUAUUUACAGUUCUAAUGAAUGGAACUCUGUGGAUCCGGACGUACGUGACAAGCUAAUUAAGAGAUGUGACGAUGGAGAGUUUUGGUAUGAAGAAUAAAUGUGUUAUGUCUAUAAAUUAUUACAGUUUCUCAGUAGACAAUAGAAGUCUUACCUUAUCCAAAUGGGUUCUAAGAAGCACAGAAUGCUGAUAAAUGAUAUUUAACUGUCCUAUAAAAAAAGACCAGGUAAUUCUAACCUUCAGACAGCGGACUCAAUUUCCAAUGAUUCUCAGCCAGACUGAGAGCUUGCUGGUCAUUAUGGGAAAUAUAGUCCAUAGCCUCCAGAGUGCGAGUUGCUACUGCUGGACGGCACAAUGGCAGAUGGGAAUGAUUACAUACAAAUGUCAGGAAGCAGUGGGGAAAGCAUAUUAAAUACAAUGGAAUGUAGGGCCUGGAUCCUGAUGUUUAUGUGCAUGCCGAAAGAAUAACAUCACAGGGCUGUCUGUCUAUAUUUGAAUGAAAGAAAGUAAAAUACAGUGACUGUCAUGUAAAUGAGCACUACAUGUUAGAUUUGGCAUGAGUAACUGGAAUGUAAGUUGCUGGGAUUGUCUGCCAAAACACUGACAAGGGCUUUAACUUGCAGAACAUAUAUCUCAGUCAGUGCUCCAUUAAGACAUCUAAUCACAGGGGUAGGCAACCUUUGACACUCCAGAUGUUGUGGACUACAUCUUCCCUGAUGUUUUUGAGGAUUAUGGGAGAUGAUAAAGGUUGCCUACCCCUAAUCUAAUGUUACUUUUCUGACAACAGCUCCAGCUUGCAAGCGAGGGUGAGACUGAUUUGCUAAAGGUUGCCUACCCCUAAUCUAAUGUUACUUUUCUGACAACAGCUCCAGCUUGCAAGCGAGGGUGAGACUGAUUUGGUUUCUCCCUUCCCCUCACCCCCACCCCCCAAACACAGAAUAAUUCCCUUUGGUCCUAACAUCCAAACAUAUCUAUAAAUCUUCAUAUGAUAUUAAAAUUUAGCCAGCCAGCCUUUAGCCAGUGUUUUGGGACUGUCACAAAUGUACAUCAUAUCUCACUGAUGUCCUGUCUUCAGCAGUUUCUUUUUAAAUUUGCUGGAACAUCUUAAAAACCUAGUAAAAAUCUUCACCUGUUUGUGGUUAACGUUAUUGUAAUAGUGUCUCUGAGAUGCGUUGUAUAGGCAGAGUGAGUCCAGGCAUUUUAAUUGGCAAGAAAGGGAACAUUUCUGUUAAUAUGGACAGUCUUUUUCAAGUCAUAACAUCAUUGAAUUACACACACAUAUACAUACCACCCCUACACACACAUCCUUCACCUGAUUCAGUAAGUAAAUAGUCUUUCUGGUUAAGCAAUCACCUGAAUGAACAACCCCACAUUGAAAAGAAAAAAUGAAAGAAAUGUGUGUGUGCUGUUCAAUGAAAUGUUUUCAUGUUGUGCUUGUUGUUCUUAUGAUGGACUUUGUGCGCCUGAGCUCUCUCUGCAUUUGGAAGUAGUAAGGGGGCUUGCCAUCUCUUGAGCCUGCAGUAUAUUAUUUGGGUAAAUACUUUGUUACUGUUUUGACCAAUUAUCCUGUCUUCUGUAGGAUGUCUUUCAAUGACUUCUUAAGGCACUAUUCACGGGUGGAAAUCUGUAACCUCACGCCUGACACUCUGUCUUCUGAUAAAUACAAGAAAUGGAGUUUGACAAAGAUGGAUGGCACCUGGCGGAGAGGCUCCACUGCGGGAGGAUGCCGAAAUUUCCCAGGUGAGUUCCCAAAACUAGGUUUAUAUGUUUCUUGUGGGCUGGGGGCAAUGGAAAGUCAUCUUUAUUAGGGAGUCUCUUUUUUUUUUUUUUUUUUGUCAUUGAAAUUAUUAACCCUUAAAGUCAUCUCAUAUAUUUAAAAAAAACAACUAUGUGGAGGAACUAAGUGGCAGAAUUUUAAUAUUAGACAUGGUUUAUAUGUUCAACCCCUUAACCAUUAUGCCAUUUCACACCCAUGUGUUAAAUCCAUGUUUACGUUUUUGCAAUCAUUGCAUUAACACACCAAUGUCAGUACAGAUAUCUGUGAGUUACUGUCCAAAAAUUAUAUAUUGUUUUGGGUUUUGUAUCAACAGAUACAUAAGUGUAUUACACUUUUAGGUAAUAAUUCUAGUUUGCAAAACAAUCCAAACACUGAAAAAAACACCAUACAAAAUGCAAACUCAAAAAAUUAAGAUUGGUGCAAUUUUCCAUAUUGCAUAUGGUAAGCAACAGUAUGGUAGUCAUUUUCUUAUAAAUAUUUCAAAAAUACAAUCUUCUUGGCCCUGCACAUUUUACAACAGUUCAGCUUCCAGAAAAUACAAAUUUAGAAGAUAAAACAUAGAUUUUAUUAACUUUCUACAAUCUAGUAAUUUAUGUACAAAAAGCAUAAGAAUAAAAUGUUUGUAAAGAAUAUUGCACAUAUUUUUAAAGUACAGCAAAGUUGGAUCUCACAGUACUUAAUCUUACUCAUUAUAAUAAAAUAAUCAAUAUCCUACCUCAGUACAAAUUCAUUUACUAUAAUAAGUUAAUAAGUAAAUUGAAGAAGUAAGUUGUGUAUUUUUUAAAUAUCCAGAUGCUAUGGGCUCUCAGGACAAAUAGUCAGAUUUCUCUGUCACACAGCUUAGUCUUCACAAGAUUUUACCCAUGUUUUGCACCAAACACACUAUCAAACUUUGCCUGCCCUGCACUUUGGUGACAUCAUCAAUAGAAGCAGAUGUUGUAUGUGCCUUACACAUCUGUCCAUGGGGGCUUCUAGAGGCCAAUUCCUCACAUGACCUUCUUGAGAUUUUAAUACAGCUUUUCAGUUUUAUCCUGAACCUCCCUAAAGACACUGCAGUACAGUUGCCCCACUACAGGAUAUUAUCUAGUGCCUUCAUAAUUACACACCCAAAGAGGAUCUGAUGCCAAGUACCUGUACCUGAACGGUCUACUCUUGUGGCUUUCACAGCUGUAGGAUCCACUGUUUCAUAUUUACCUCCAUGCUUGGGGUUCUAUGUUUAAUUUGAUAAAAGGGGAAGUUUGCCCAAUUGCCCAUCAGAAUAAUAGAGAAGAUACAUUUAUGUACAUACUAUGGACUGUUUCCCUUUCCUCCUCUAUCGCCGCCACCCCUUAUUUUCUUUCUACUUUUUCUCCAUCUUCCCUGCAUAAAAAGAGGCAAAAUUUCAGCCCUACAUGAGCCUUUGUCAAGCUUUGUUCUUGACAUGGACUCAUGUAGAGCAGAAACGUUGCCUUAUUCUAUCCAAUAAAUCUGUCCUGGACCUCAGCCUGUGCUCAGCCCUUGUUUGGUUUUAAUGUACAAAAGCCUGGUCACCUCCGGAUUGGAGGCAUGGUUUGUAGAAGACGUGCCUAACCUAUUAUUAUUUCUGCUUUGUUUUGUACUGGGCUGAGUCAGGUCCUACUAUGCGUAGCUAUGAAAACCUUGCACGUGAGAAGUUAUAAAUUAAAUCAACUUGCUAAAUCUAAACCAGCAUUUUGUUAUGAGUCCUCUACUCACAUACUCACACAUUGAUUCCAUUACUUGAUUUAUUAUGGCCUCGAUUUAAUAUUUUUGAAUAAGCAUUUCGAAUUAUACAAAUCUGUAUAUUUCCAAAUUAUUUAUCUACAGAAGUCACAGUUAAAGUAUAUGGGAAUAUUUGCAGAUACAUCAGUUGGAUAACUUUUCUGAUAGGAUUGUAUCAUUUGAAAACCUUAUCCAAAAGAAUUAACUCCAGGCCUGCAUCGGGUCACAGAAACCUUUUACCUCCUUGUAGAAGGAGUUUGACAGCUGUCAAUGUGAUUCCCUACAGACACGUUCUGGAUCAACCCCCAGUAUGUCAUCAAGCUGGAAGAGGCAGAUGAUGAUCCAGAUGAUGAUGAAGAAGGUUGUACUUUCAUUGUUGGUCUGAUCCAGAAAAACCGCAGGAAGGCAAGAAAAAUGGGCGAGGACAUGCACACAAUCGGCUUCGCUAUUUACGAUGUACGUUCACAUGAUGAAAAAUGAAAAUAUAAUUUUGUACUUUUUCUACCUUAUUUUGACACAAGCAUCUUAUCUAUCAGUCCCUACUCCCUCUAAUAUACUAUUAUUUCUCUUGUGUGUCUUUACUCCUUCCUCCUAGACUGUAAGCUUGUUUGACCAGAGUCUUAUUUUCCUUCUGUCAAUAUCUUUUGUAUACAGAGAGUCCAGGCUCACACAUUGCAUCAUACUGCAGACUGUUUAUUGGUAUAAGGACAACUUGACAAUGUUUUGCCCGACAUAGACGACCUGUGAACAGUCUGUUGACUCUGUGCCUGGACUCUCUCUGUAUUUGGGAGUACUAUGGGAGUUUGCGAUCCCCAGAGCGCCAAUAUAUUGUUUGCAUAAAUUACCUCAUAGGAUGUGCGAAGUCCCCACUGGAAUCUUAUUUGGUUAAAUAUUAUUUUGUAUUUCAAUAACUUUGUGUCAAAUAAUUGUAAAGCGCUGAGGAAUAUGUUAGCGUUAUAUAAAUAAUAGUAAUAGUAAAUAAUCCUGUGCAAAUAAGUGAUAGAUGGUAAGUUAUCAUUACAAUGAAAAACUUUAAGGUUCCUUUUUUUACUAGAGUGCAAAUUCUAAGCCAAAGUCUGCUAUUUUGGCCUGAAAUCUGCUCUCCAUUGUCUAUUCUCUAUAAUUCCGUGUUUGGGAAGGAAUCUUAAAGGAAUGAAAUGCUUUGAGGUCCACCAUGCUCAUGCUCUUGAGAACCUUCCACAUUCAUUUACUUUCUCUCUGUUAUUUCCACUUUUGACUCAUCUCACUGUUAACCUCCAGAAACUCAUUCAUCCUGUUUCUGGGUUUUUUGGCCCAGGCAUGUCUCUGCUUCUUGUUCUGCACUCUUAGCAAUUGUCCUUGGCAACACGUCUUCCAGUUAUACUAGUUUCAUGCAAUAUCCGUCAGUCGAUGCUGAAACAUUGUUACUUCUGGUAGCAUUUAGCUGAGUUUGCAGUUCGGUAAUUGUGUUUUUGGCAGACUUGGGACCAGAACAAACUUUUUGGAUUCUGAGAUUGGCCUGAUUGCUUUGUUCUGUCUUUGUGAGCUCAAGAAAUGUGUAGAGUCUGAAUGUCAUUUCCAGGAAUGAUAGAGUUAACAGAAGCUUUAUCCACAUUAUAACCUGCUUCCUGGUUAAUCUCAAUCAGAUUAAAUCAUAUUUAGCCUCAGUCACACAGCAUUUUUAUAGACAGGUUUAUAUAACUGGCAGGUUCUUCAAAAAAUCCUAAGGGAUGAAUGAGGUUGAAAUGUAUUUCAGACUCUACUCCGGGACUUCCAAUAAAGAUUCAGUAAUUGAGAAGAAUAUGGAAAAUGAUUGCAUUCAGGAAACUACUCUUGAAUAGGUGGUGCAGUUCAUAUGGUAACAUUAUCUUCCAGGGAUAUGGAAACAUUAUCACAGGAAAAUAUUUUGACUUUUUCCAGGCAGUAACUCAUUUGGAUGUAGAUUGUAGUGCAGGUGGUAACUAUAUCACAUUUUUCUACAGAGUUAAUGAUGGUGCUUUAUAAAUGCCAGUAAUAAUGAUAAUAAUAUAGAUACAUGGUCCAGGUGUUCUUACACAAGCUUCUAAUUUGGUUUUUAAACUUCUCAUCUUCCACUUUACCUCGUGAUGCUGACUUGUUUUCUGGUAGUCAGUGGCUAUCCCAUGACGUGUCCCUCAGUCUUUGAUUUUGACCUCUCUUCCUCGUUGUGGAUGUAAUAGGUCCAAUCUUUCUUAUUAUUUCAGUCUGUUCCCCUGACAGCUUAAAUGUUUGAACAAUGCACCUGCUAUUCGGGCACUGACUAAAUAUCUGUUUGAAUCAGCUUGUAUGCAGUGUUUGAUAACUUGUAUAACUAAAUAUUAAUUGCUAGACCUCUUUUAUAUUUGCCAGACUGCAAAUUGGCCAUUAACCCAAUGUGACUCACCUGUGCAGCAGCAAAUUUAUACUCCUGUUCAAGUAGUUUUGGUGAUAACGUGUGAGUUAUAAAGUGUGUGUGAAAUAAGUGAAAUUUUAAAGUAACAGUAAAUGUUGACGGUAUAUCUCUCCCUAAACCUUAAAUGUAACAGAAGUACGGACUUCUGUGCAUCAAGGAUAUAGACACACUACAAAUAUAACACUUACUUGAAAAGUAAACAUGGUUGUUAACAUGAAGUUCUCUUUAAAAGAUUUUAAAAACAAUAAGACAAAAAUAGAGCAGACAACUUCAAGUUAAUAAAUGUCUUUCAUUUUCGAGUAAGUGUUACUUUUGUAGUGUGUCUGUAUCUUUGGGAUGCAAGGUCGGGAUUUCUGCCUCUUGUAUUUUAAAGAGAAUAUAUACACUCUUUGUUGGGUACCUUCGCUACAGGUGGGAUUCUAAGACAAUUGAUAUUUAAGGUUUGCUCAUUUUAUUUUUUAUUUUUUUGUGUGUGUUUUGCCUAAGUCUUGAAAGCCAGUUUUAACCCCCCUAUUUUUUUUAUGCGUGUAAAUUCGACAUACAUGAUAAGUGACAAAUGAUAAUGUACCUUUAAUUAAAAAAAAAUAUUUCUUUGUUUCCCAUUCCUGUCUUUAGGUCCCUCAACAGGUACGUUGACUUUGUGCAAUUUAACAUUUAAUGAAUAAAAAACAUUCUCUAUUAAUAAAUCUAACGGAGGAUAAUGUGCAAAGUAUUAUAUAUAACAUAGAAACAUAGAAUGUGACGGCAGAUAAGAACCAUUCGGCCCAUCUAGUCUGCCCAAUUUUCUAAAUACUUUCAUUAGUCCCUGGCCUUAUCUUAUAGUUAGGAUAGCCUUAGGCCUAUCCCACGCAUGCUUAAACUCCUUUACUGUGUUAACCUCUACCACUUCAGCUGGAAGGCACUUCCAUGCAUCCACUACCCUCUCAGUAAAGUAAUACUUCCUGAUGUUAUUUUUAAACCUUUGUCCCUCUAAUUUAAGACUAUGUCCUCUUGUUGUGGUAGUUUUUCUUCUUUUAAAUAUAGUCUCCUCCUUUACUGUGUUGAUUCCCUUUAUAUAUUUAAAUGUUUCUAUCUUAUCCCCCUGUCUCGUCUUUCCUCCAAGCUAUAAGAAUAGAAUGUUGUAGCGGAACCAUCACUUAGUCUUGUACAUUAUUACUGUAAUGUUUGUGAUUGUCUUACUCCAUCAUAUAUUGAACACUAUUACUAUCUUUAUACUAAUGUGGCAAAAAGCAGUUCUCUAUGGGGUAAUAUAUUUACUAUAUUAUAUACUGACUAUUAUCUUAUUGGAACAUCAACACAAAGGUGCCAUGUAUGUAUUAGUUGUCUUACUGAGGCUUUUUUGGGGCUUUGCGCUUGCAGUUACUCUGUGUAAUAUUCGCCACAUUACUAAUUCAAAUUUUUUUUAUUUACAUUUUUUUUUAAAUCCCUAUAGCAAUCAUAAAUGAUUAAUUUGAAUGAUUAAUGUAAAAAUGUGUGCGCAGAUUGCCUUUUGAAAGUUGUGAAAACACUUUACCAAAUAUUUUUAAAGCGAGAUCAGCACAAAUGGUGUGUGAAUAUAUCUGAAAUUUACUAAUCAAUUUCAAAAACACAGAUAAAAAGUAAUUACUUUACGACAUAUGUGGUUUGGGGUUUUCUAUUUUUUGGCACUUUGUUUGCACGUACCUCCCAUAAUACAACAAACAAGCAGGUUGCGCAUAAUAUUCAAAAGAAUACUGUAAUAAGUAUAAAAGAGUCCACAGGACACAGUCCACGUUUUAAGCAUUCACCAAAUGACCUUGCUUCCUCCAGCGUUAUAAUUCUUUAUCCGUGGGUACAUGUAAAAGAGGGAGGGAGAAAAAAAAAAGACCCUAUGGUUCAGUAUUUUUCCUAAGUGAAGACACACAACAUUCGUGUACAAAUUCACACUCACAUAAUAUGGAGCUUCAAACAGCUCCAGUCACAACAGCAUGUAGUGGAUAACAUAGCACAGUGAGCUCACAUAACAAGUAGAGGGUAUUUGUGGUUGUUUGUUCAGUGUUAAUGCAUGCAGUUCCUCCUGACACGCGCCCACGAGGAACCCCUGUCUGUUUAUUUCCUUUUAGAUGGUUGGGAAGACGGACCUCCACCUUAGCAGAGAUUUUUUCCUAAGAAAUAAGGCCAGAGAAAGAUCAGACACCUUCAUCAACCUUCGUGAAGUACUUAACCGGUUUAAACUCCCACCAGGAGAAUAUGUCCUAGUCCCAUCAACCUUCGAACCUCAUAAAAUGGGAGACUUCUGCCUCCGUGUGUUUGCUGAGAAGAAUGCUGAGGCUGUGUAUGUAACAAAACUAUCUGUUUUAUGGGUUAAAACCUGGGGGAAUAGUAACAUUUGGCUCAGCAGCUCCUUUUUGUUGCCUGAGCAUAAUGUGUGCAGCUCUUUCCAGCACCUAGAAUACGUGUUAUCUGAUCCACAAUGUAUUCCUGGCCCUUUUUUCUCUUUCUCAUGCUAUUGAGCAGUACAUGCUGUUAAGAUCCAGUAUAUAGCAAUCCUCUGUUAAUUCAUUGUUUUCCCUCCUAUAUCAAAGGAUCUCCCUUUUGCAGCAUCAAUAUUACAUAAUGCAGGGCAGCACUUGCCUUGUACUGCCCAAAAAAUGAAACAUAGAAACAUAGAAUGUGACGGCAGAUAAGAACCAUUGGGCCCAUCUAGCCUGCCCAAUUUUCUAAAUACUUUCAUUAGUCCCUGGCCUUAUCUUAUACUUAGGAUGGUCUUAUGCCUAUCCCAUGCAUGCUUAAUCUCCCUCACUGUGUUAACCUCUACCACUGCAGCUGGAAGGCUAUUCAAUGCAUCCACUACCCUCUGAGUAAAGUAAUACUUCCUGAUAUUAUUGUUAAACCUUUGCCCCUCUAAUUUAAGACCUCUUGUUGUGGUAGUUUUUCUUCUUUUAAAUAUAGUCUCCUCCUUUACUGUGUUUAUUCCCUUUAUGUAUUGAAAUGUUUCUAUCAUACCCCCCCCCGUCUCGUCUUUCCUUCAAUCUAUACAUGUUAAGAUCCUUUAACCUUUCCUGGUAAGUUUUAUCCUGCAAUCCAUGUACCAGUUUAGUAGCACUUCUCUGAACUCUCUCUAAGGUAUCAAUAUCCUUCUGAAAAUACGGUCUCCAGUAUUAUGUAAAAUUCUCCAAGUGAGGUCUCACCAGUGUUCUGUACAAUGACAUGAGCACUUCCCUCUUUCUACUGCUAAUACCUCUCCCUAUACAACCAAGCAUUCUGCUAGCAUUUCCAGCUGUUCUAUUACAUUGUCUGCCUACCUUUAAGUCAUCAGUAAUAAUCACCUCUAAAUCCCUUUCCUCAGAUGUUGAGGUUAAGACUCAAAUAUUCUGUACUCUUCCCUUGGGUUUUUACGUCCAAUAUGCAUUAUCUUGCACUUAUCCACAUUAAAUGUCAGUUGCCACAACUCUGACCAUUUGGCUUAUCCCUCCUGGAACAUCAAAGCUGUUACAUAUCUUAGUAUCAUCGGCAAAAAGGCAUACCUUACCAUCAAGACCUUCUGCAAUAUAACUAAUAAAAAUAUUAGAGAGAAUUGGUCCAAGUACAGAUCCCUGAGGUACCCCACUGGUGAAAAGCCCAAGCUUUGAAUAUACUCCAUUGACUACAACCCUCUGUUGCCUGUCACUCAGCCACUGCCUUAUCCAUUCAACAAUAUUUGAAUCCAAGCUUAAAGAUUGGAAUGUAUUGAUAAGCCAUCUAUGUGCAACAGUGUCAAAAGCCUUACUGAAAUCUAGGUAAGCAAUGUCUACUGGACCACCCUGAUCUAUUAUUUUAGUUACCUAAUCAAAAAAAUCAAUAAGAUUAGUUUGGCAUGAUCUCCCUGAAGUAAACCCAUGUUGUCUCUGAUCUUGAAAUCCAUGUGUUUUUACAUGUUCAACAAUCCUACCCUUUAACAUGGUUUCCAUUACUUUCCCCACUACUGAAGUAAGGCUUACUGGCCUAUAGUUGCCCGACUCCUCCCUAUUACCUUUCUUGUGAAUGGUCACAACAUUUGCUAACUUCCAAUCUUCUGGGACUACUCCUGUUAACAAUGAUUGGUUAAAUAAAUCUGUUAAUGGUUUUGGUAGUACACCACUAAGCUCUUUUAAUAACUUUGGGUUUAUUCCAUCAGGUUCCAUUGACUUAUUUGUCUUUACUUUUGACAGUUGAAAUAUAACCUCUUCCUCUGUAAACUCACAUUUAAUAAAUUACUAAUUUGUCCUUUUUCCUAACUGAGGUCCCUUUCCUUCAUUUUCAUCUGUAAAUACCGAACAAAAAUAUUAAUUGAGGCAGUUCGCUAGACCUUUAUCCUCUUAUACAUACCUUCCUUCUUUUGUUUUUAAUCUAAAAAAAUUGUGUCCCCUUGUGUGAUUUGGAAGCUCUUAUAACUUGAUUAGCCUCUUUCUGCCUAAUCUUAUAGAUCAUUCUGUCUUCCUCACUCUGUUUUUUUUUUAUAAUUACUAAAUGCUAACUUUUAGUUUUUUACUAUUUUGGCCACAUCUGCGGAGUACCACAGUGGUUUCUUGAAUGUGUUUACUUUUACUGACAAGCCUAAUGUAAUUUUCUGUUGCCUUCAGCAGUGCAACUUUUAAAUAAUCCCAUAUCUCUUGGACUCCAUUUAAAUUGCUCCAGUCUGAUAAUGACUUCCUUACACAUAUUCUAAUUUUAGAAAAGUCUGUUUUUUUUUAAAGUCUAAAACGAUUUUUUUUGUGCGGUGUGACUCAGUCACUGUUCUUAUAUUAAACCACACUGACUAAUGAUCACUGGAUCCUAAACUUUCACCUACAGUAAUAUCUGAUACCAAAUCUCCAUUUGUUAACACUAAAUCUAGUAUGGCCUCUUUACGAGUUGGCUCCUCAACGACUUGUUUUAGAGACAAUCCCAGUAGGGAGUUUAGAAUAUGUGUGCUCCUGGCACAUGCAGCUAUUUUGGUUUUCCAAUUCACAUCAGGAAGAUUAAAGUCACCCAUGAUGAUAACUUCCCCCUUCAUUGUCAUUUUAGUUAUUUCCUCAACUAGUAGAUUAUCUAACUAUUCUAUUUGUCCUGGGGGCCUAUAAAUUACACCUACACGAGUUACUGUGUGAUUACCAAAUUCUAACGUAACCCAAACCGACUCUAUGUUCUCCUCACUAACUUUUAUUAGGCUAGAUUUUAUGCUAUCUUUCACAUACAGGGCCACCCUCCCCCUUUCUUGCCUUCCCUGUCUUUUCUAUAUAAAGAGUACCCUGGUAUUGCUAUGUCCCAGUCAUUUUUCUCAUUAUACAAUGUCUCAGGAACGGCGACUAAAUCUACAUUAUCAGUUGCCAUUAUUGCCACAAGUUCAGGGAUCUUAUUCCCUAAACUGCGUGCAUUUGUAGACAUGACUCUAAGCUUAUCAUUUUUUAACACACUUGCUACAUGCACCUUCUGUCCUUGUUUUGUGGGGCAAUUGGAUUGAUGUUUUAUCACCCUUUUGCCCCCCCUCCUAGUUUAAAUACAUCCUAGCAAAACCUUUGAACUGCUCACUGAGAACAUUUGUUCCCUUUUGAGAAAAAUGCAAACCAUCUUUUUUGUAUAGUUUAUUUCCAUUCCAAACAGAGCUACCAUGAGAAAUAAAGCCAAAUACUUGCUCCCGACACCAUUCACCAAGCCACAAGUUAAAGUCCCUAAUACGCAUCCGCCUGUCAUUCUGAGUGUUAUGCACAGGCAGAACUUCAGAGAAUGACAGUGUGGAAGCAACCUGCCGUAUAUCAUUGGCAAAAACACUAAAAACUUCCUUAACCUCUGAAACCUCAUUGCAAGCCAAGUCAUUUGUCCCUAGAUGGACAAGUACAUCCAAUUCCCCUUCCUGCUUUGCUCGCUUAACAAUAUUACAGAUACGUCUCCUGUCUCUGUGAGCAGUAGCUCCGGGAAGACAUCUCACAAGACCAUCAUUGUCCAUCUCCACACCUCUUAAAAUGGAAUCCCCCAACAAAAACUGCUUUCUAUUAGGCCUCACCAUAGUCUUCAAGCUGGUCUCCACAACACCACUACCCUCAGUGCCUGAGCCUGUCUCCACAACACCACUACCCUCAGUACCUGAUCCUGUCUCCACAACACCACUACCCUCAGUACCUGAGCCUGUCUCCACAACACCACUACCCUCAGUCCACAACAACACUACCGGUGUCCAGGAAAACAUGGAAAACAGGGUGGAUUUGGCAGUGUUAUAUCCUGAUGCUGCAAUUUAUGAUUUCCAUUUUGCUCAUACGGCAAUCCUAGCUGCAACAACAGAGGUUCCCUGUCCCGUUAUAAACUGUAUGAUUAUAUCCAUGUCACGGAUUCACUAAGGGUGAUUGGAUAUUCACUAACAUUCGCUAUCCUAUCCAUACAGGCUGACAAUUUGCAUGAAUGAAAUGCCUUGUUUGUGUCUUCACAGAAGGUAGUUGUGUUACCAAAAGUUUGUUAUAAAACAAAUAUAAAAACUAGAACAAUAUGUGUGUAUAUAUAUAUAUAUAUAUAUAUGUGUAUGUGUAUGUGUGUGUGUGUGUGUGUAUAUAUAUAUAUAUAUACACAAAAAUUAAAUAACAAUGUUAUAUUGUUUUUAACUUUUUUUUUGUAGUGUGGCAGAUGAUAAAAUUGAGGCAAACCUCCCAGAGGUAACGUACUUUUGACUUAAUAUAAUCGUAUAAACAUGUGGAAAUUCGUUUGUGAAACCUGUAUUUAAAGGGACGUACGCCACGUAGAAAAUGAACUGCAACAUUAUUAUUUAUGUGUGAUAAAUAACCAUAAAAUGCUAAUGAAAAUACACCAUGGCUUAAAAUAAAUUUCUCAUGUUUGGAUUUAAUAAUAAGUAUAAAAACAAACUAAUAUAUUUUAUACCAGAAACACUUCGUUAUCAAAAAUAUGCACACAGUCUCAGUAGCACUCAGUGUGCUGUUUUUAAUUCACAACCUGGCUGCCGACAGACAGAGAAUCUACACACAGGUAGUGAUAUCCUCACUAUAUAACUGCCUGGGUGUCCUCUCCUUCUAAUGCAGAUUGUUUUGUUGUUCAGAUCAAUCGAUACUGUCAGUGGCUGAGCUGUGUACAUACAUUUGAUAAGGAAGUCAUUUUCUGGAGUGAGGGGACGUGGCAAAGGAGGCAGGCUUAUGGUGCAGCAUUUUGCAAAACAUUAAUUUAUUUUAUGGAAAAAUAUAAAAAUUUGAGCAUGCAAAAAAUAUAGCAUAUUAAUGCAUUAAUAUUAAUCAAAUGCAUUAAAGUUGUAAUGGUGCCUGGAGUGACCCUUUUAAUUAAAUUCUGUAGUUAAAUCUUGCCCUGUGAACAUCAAUGCCCCUAGCUUCCUUUUUUAUUAUUUUUUUAACAUAUCUUGCAUGCAUACAGUAUACAUGUGUAAACGUUGCUCCAUUACAUAUAGGCGAUUUUUAAUGAAUCACAGUUUACUGUCAGACCUAAACCAACCUAGCAGGCUCAGCUAAACUUUCAGACUCUUCCUCAUCAGACAUCCACGUGCUCUAAGCAUGCAGGGAAAUUUUGGGUUAUUAUGCCACAUUAUCAUAGGCCACAAAUGACUAAUUUAAAUGAAAUGUCUCUGUUGCGUCAGAAAAAAAAUAUUGGAUAUUAAAAACUUGCAGCAAGAGGAAAAAAAGGAUGAAUAAUCAAUCUGAUUGUGAGAUGACCAGAGUGUUUUGUGAAUAAAUAUUGUAUCACAGUGAGCUGGUACAGCAUAAUCUUAAGUGUCCCUAUUUAUGAGAGACAGUCCCUAUUUGGAGCCUUAAUCCCUCUGUUCUAUCUUAAUGUCCCUCGUUUCUAGGAGCUCUGUAUUGUUUGUGUGUCUGAGUGUAUAACAGAGCUCCACAGCAAUAAUACUCCCAGUAAUGUGCCUUUAAACUACAAUAAAUGUAUUUAGAAAUCAGUCUGUGUAAAUAAGAUACAUUGUUCUGGUUCCAUGUUACAUUUUAGUUUUUAUAAAUUGUUAUUAGUAAGUCACUUAAACUUUCUCAGAACAGCCGCGCCCCUGAUCACCCCCAACUCACACCCCUAAUCUUUGUCCAUUUGAAGUGGGUGUUGGAUGGUGAGGUCCAGUGUGGCCUACAUUGGUUCUCCUGUGGCCUUCUUUUUCUGUUAAAUUUUCGUUUCCAUGAUGUUCCCUGUCAGGAUGACUUCACUGAAGACCAGAUCGAUCCCAGUUUCAAGAGAUUGUUCCAGCAGCUGGCGGGAGAGGUGAGUCUGUGGAGAUACCUGAAUGGUUCUUCUUUAAUAGCUAUCCAAUACUUACUGCACAUUCACUCAUUCCUUUCACUGUCCAGGAGAUGCACAUAGGGCUGCAUGGGGUCUACACUUAUACCAAUCAAUGUAAUGCAGGGCACACAAUGAAGGUAUAUACAAGCUAGAAUCAGAAGGAGCGCACGGUUAUUACCCUGUUUCCCUCAGGGCAUAGUCUAUACUCUACAUACAAUACAACAUAUUAAAUAAAAUAGGGCACACCAAAUAAUAAAACAAAAUAACACAUCCUGAUUGUAUAUUUUUUUAUUGUCUGUUUUUUAAUCAAAAAGGUGUUGUGUACGGUAAUAACGCAUCAUCCGUUUGGCUAACUUUAUAUGUACUAUUUGUGACUCCAAUAAUUGCCGAUUUUGAUUGACUCGUAAUAAUAACCGAUAAAACAAAAACAAACAAGACAAUCUUUAUUAGAAACACAAAUCCCAAUUAUUAGUCCUCUCAGUUAUAGAAAUCCAUAAUACAACCUAGAGUAGUAAAUAGAAUAGUCCAAAGUUUAGGUGACUACCGGUAGGGUCUUAAACCCACGUGUUCUACCACAAGAACUUACCAGCAUAGUUUUAACCAGGAAUGCUCAGUGUGUGAUCGCUCAUGUUGGCGUGUGUGUGUUUUUGUACCAGAUAACAGUUUUUCUUUCUCUCUCCAGUGAAAGACCAUUCAUCCCCCCUUAUAAAGUAUUUUGAUACAGUAGUGACGACAACUGACUCAUUUAGAUUAUUUUAUUAUGAAUGUAUGUUUCUAUUUGCAGUCUAUUUACAGACUUUGUUCAAUUUUUAUUCCAAAAUAUUCCCCACUAACUGAAUUUUGUGUUUUAUUUAUUUUCAAUCUUCAUAGAUGUCACCAGAGGUAUGAUGUGUGACAUGUGUUGUGUUGUAUAUAAGGGUUGAUUCAAUUACGUGUAAUCUUUGAUGCACACUGUAAUUAGAUACGUACUAUAAUCACGUUUACUGCGCAGCAAACUCUACAGAGGCCAAAACCCAGAGCAGCAUCCUUGUUACUUACACACAUUAGAAAGAAAGGGCACAUAAUUGAAUCAUGCAUAUUGUAUGGAAUUUGUUUGGCUUUUAUCCUCUAAAUCCCUACCUUCCCCUCUCCACUAGCUUUCCAGAAUGCUGUGUCCCUCUCUCAGACUCGGACCAUUCCGAAUUCGACACAAACUUGCAAACGCUUUACAUGAUUGGCUUUUCGUGCUAGCGAAAGGCAACACACUUUUUCCCUAUUACGUUAAUUUUGCACAUUUGAAGGCCCCUUAUUAUAAAGCAAUAGCCUAUGGCUCCCUAUCAUGGAGAAUAUAGCAAUUUAUUUAUUAUUUGCUUGUGCGCCAUUAAGCGAUUGCCCGGCGUCCAUUCCUGCAGUAUGCUGGGAGCAUGUCUGGCACAGCUAAAGAGUCCGCUUCUUCAAAAACAGUUUAUUUGAUAAACCAGUACCUGCGGUGAAAUGACAACCUGAAUGUAGGCUAAAUUAAGCAUGUUAUAAAAAUCUGAGUUGAAUUUGGUCAAAGUAUUGAUGAGGAUUCAGGAGUAUUUUUGAUCAAGUAUAGUUGGUAUGUAUGACAUUUUUUUUUAAAUGAAUUUGGGGAGGUUGGAUGAUAACCGAGCUAGUGACAGAGUGGGGGCGAGGGGAGGAUUAAUAUUGUUUGUGAUGAGGGGUAAUCAGAUUUAGGAAUACUCUAGGCAGGCAUUAACCUUCACACCCUCCCUUCCCCCAGAUAGUGUGGACUACACCUCCCAUGAUGUUUUGGUAGCGUUAUGGGAGAUGUAGUCAAAAACAUCUGGAGUGCCGAAGGUUGCCUACCCCUGCGCCUGGUACCUUAGAUGCAGCUAAAAUAAAGGGCUAAUUCUACCUUAAUGUAAAUUAGGCAUUUUCCUGAGAACCGAGUAAAAUGGAUGCUUCUAGCCACAUGGACCAGAAUACUUCCCCGACUGAUUCAGAGCCUUUUCUUGGGGUCUGUAUCUCUGGUCGCUGCACCUCACUGUUAACAUAGCCUCUUCUUAAUGUGCUCCUAGCUGGGGUAUCUAGCCACUACUCUAAUUCAUACAGGAGGGCAAAACAAUGAGAGAGCAACAAAGGGCAACCUCACCGACACACAACAAGGAGCCUCCCCUCACACAAUCCCCCAAAUAUAAAGUGAAAUAACCCCCAGUUAGGCAGCACGCCCUGCUUUCUAAAGCUGUUUUUUUUCUCUCUCCUUUAGGUCUUUAUAAAAUGUGCAAAAUUAGUAGACUGAUGCGUAUUUAGAAUUUAGAGGUGUGGUUGCUGGUGGCCUAUUGUACAGUGCUACAGAAUCUGAUGGCGCUAUAUAAAUAAUAAUAAGUACAAAAAUACUCCCAUCGUUCCAUUAAACAUGUUAAAUCAUCAGCUUCCUGUUCUGGCUGCAAUAGUCCUCACACUCUGUAUCAUUUAUUAUUUCUGCAUCACUUUAGUCCACGUACAUUUUUUGUUGGUUAGGUCAAAAGUAGAGAUUGCAGCAUAGGUAGAGUUAAAAUCUAACUGAUGCCUGUCGCUGUGACAAUGCCCAGCCGCCACGUUUCCACUUUUAGUGAAUAGCUGAUAAAUCCAUUAAAGUUUCCUCCAGUGAUGCCUAAUAGCCUGUACAGCCCGGCUGUCAUGUCACAAGCCGUGUGGGAACUUCGAGCCCCAGGGAGAAUGUAUCCAGGAAGAUCACAAGGUUCUGUGUUACUCUGUUACGCUCUAUUACAUUAUACCGCAAUGUUAUUUGUUGUUCUUUUUUUCUCCCAGGAUAAAGAGAUCUCAGUGUUCGAACUUUGCAACAUCCUCAACAAAGUGAUGGCAAAUCGUAAGUCUCAGCGUAUCUCUGCUUUAUGCUAUACUUUGGGUUUUUAGAAUGUAAAUGAUACCACGGUCCUUAGGAGCAUCACAUCCAGAAUGAUAGUGUAAGAGCCCUGUAUGCGACUAACAAUCUCUCAAUGCAGCAUGGAGGACUCAGAUCUGUGUCUUGUACUGGUAUUGAAAAGGUUUGAGAAGUCACCUCCAGGAGGUGCUGGAAAUAUCAGAAUUUUCUUCUUUCACUGGACCUGCGCAUGCGUGUAUACAGGCUAGUCUAUUCUAGUAUUACUGCCUGUCUGUAUGUCCGUUCUCCUAAAUAUUAACCUUAAAUAUGUUUAUUAGGGGUCAUGUAAUAAUGUAACAACGUAUUUAAUAUACAAGAGCAGAUAACCCCCCUGUUAGAUCUACAUUAAAAUGCCAUCACCCACAGGAAGGCUGAAUGAGUGACAAUAUUCAAUGACAAUGUAUAAAACAGAACAAAAUUUUACCACUGAUAAAAACUGUGAUCCAUGUCCCAGGGCAUUUGGGUGGCACCAGAUUAUUUUGCUAAUUCAGUCUGGGGGCAUUCCGAUAUUAGUGGAUAAGAGUUUGCAGAGUUUUUUAUUUGACUUUACUAGGAAUUCAAUAUUUUUAAUUUCUUUUUGAAAUGGUGAAUUGUGAUAACCUGCAAAGUGAACUUGUUAAACUAAUGUCACAAUUAGUGAUGUCCCGAAUGGUUCGCGAACGGUUCGCCACGGACUCAUCAUUGAUUAAACUUUGACCCUGUACCUCACAGUCAGCAGACACAUUCCAGCCAAUCAGCAGCAGACCCUCCCUCCCAGACCCUCCCACCUCCUGGACAGCUCACUAAGAAUGCAGCUUCACAAUGGAUGCCGUCCAGGAGGUGUGAGGGUCUGGGAGGGAGGGUCUGCUGCUGAUUGGCUGGAAUGUGUCUGCUGACUGUGAGGUACAGGGUCAAAGUUUACUCAAUGAUGAGUCCGCGGCGAACAGUUCGAGGCGAACCGUUCGCGAACCGUUCGGCGAACCAUUCGGGACAUCACUAGUCACAAUAAUCACAAUGAGUACAUGAUCCCUAUUUUAGUCACUUUUUUUUUUUUUUGUAUAUCAGAAUUUUCAUGACAUUCAGGAACAUAGUGUAUAAUAAAUUACAAUGUGUAGAGAGAAACAGAGGCUCGCAGGUCUUCGUUCAAUUUGAUUUUAGUCACAAUUUGCCUCCCUCUCUUGACACAUCAAGAGAAUUAAUUAUCUUAACAUGCAGCCAAAAUCAGGUGAAUUUACCUUUUAGAAAAUGAUAAAGUAACAGCUACACAUGGCUUGCCCCAGAUGGAACGUGAACGGUUAUUCAAUAAUAAAUGUGUGUGAGAAAAUGCAUUUAGUCACAGUACAAUAUUUACAUUUCAGGAGGCGAUAUAAAAACUGACGGAUUCAGCAUUGAGACCUGCAGGAAUAUUGUUGACCUGCUGGAUGUAUCCUUUGAAAAACUUCAUUGUGUCUUGAAGUUUGACGUUUUACACUCUUACUGCAGUGUCCCAAUUGGUCAGACCAGAUUCAAAAAUGUUCGUUAUUCCAGAUGGCAAAGGGAUCCUGUUAAAACGGGUUCAUCUUAACAGAUAACUGCUCCUAAAGAAAUUAAUAUAUAAUCCACCAUAAACGUAUUGAUUUCAGCACAUUCAUAUUAGAACAGAGUAAAAUCGUUCAUUUUACUCCUAUAUUCCUCUGGCUAAUGUGAGUCCUGCAUGCUAAAGUUGUAGUCCCCUCCAUGGCAGUGCAUUGCUGUAGUUGCUGUGAUGCCGAGUUGGAAAACCGCCUAUAGGAAUUUCUCCUGUUCUACCCUGUCACAGACUUUGCUUUUUUUUUAAUUUACACUUUAUCAAGUAUUUAUGAGAGCAACAAUUAUAUUUGAUUUUUUUUUUUUUUUUUUAAUUGUUGAUGGAAGCGUAACUUAACUUGAUAUUAGCUGAUAAUCUUGUAAGAGCUCAUGAGCCACAUGGCCAUCCUGCAUGGCACCCCUACAUUUGAUUUUUACAUUUUUUUUAAUUUUUUUUAAAUAAUCUUUAAUGUUUACUAUGACAGUUAAACUGUGAUGGUUAGCAAAGAAGUAGCUGACUUGACUCCCAAUGUUGCCUACCACGCUGCCCUCUGCAGGAUUAACGUGGAAUCUUGCAGACUCUAGGUAUUGUAUAAAAUGAUUGCCCAAACCUCUUGUAAACACAGAUCCCACGAACAAGUAAUUAGAUCCACGCCAAAUGGCUGACUACACCGACAGACUGAGUUGUGGUCACUUGACAGGAAAAUUACAAUGUUUAGUCUGAAAUUGCCAAACUGGGGAAAAAAAUCACAAAUUGUAGAUAUUUUUUUAAUUUUAUUUUUGAAAUAUUUUACAAUAUGUCGGUUUCUGCCAAAAUGCCUUAACUAGGUGAUCAACUCACGUAAACUCUCUGUUAAAGAUGAAUCCCUAAACAUUACCAAAUAAAACUGAUAGUGGUUGGUUCUUUAAAGUGCACUUGUCAGCUGAUACAAAUAUAUUGAUCUAGAAAGAUGUCUGUAUCACGUACCGCCAUGCUGUUAUUUCUCCUUAAUUCAUUACUUUUCCUGCAGUCUGAUGGGUCUGGAAAACUCGGCCUGAAGGAAUUUAACAUCCUCUGGACAAAAAUACUGAAUUAUCAGGUAUGUUUUCUUUUUCUUUAUUUAAUUUUUUUAUUUGAAUUUUUAUAUUUUUAUUUUAUAUUUGUUUUAUAAGCUUUACUUAAGUUUUCUUACUUUAAUAUGUAUCAAUAUUAUUAUUAUAUUAUAUGGCGCCAACAUUCUGCAAUGCUGUACAAUAGAGUAAAUACAGACAAAUAAUAAACAUGUAUGGAAUCGAUAAAUGGAUAGAUAGAUAGAAAUGAUAAUUAAUACUAUUUUUAAAGUGAACAGGGGGAGGGGUCAGGGACCUAAACUUUUUUUUUUUAAACUAUAGUUUUUAGGAAUAUGUUUGUUUUACAUGUACUGUAUUUAGUUGUUGCCAACGUUGUCAUUUGCCUGUUGUAGAGAAUUUACCGCAGCAUCGAUGUGGACAAAUCGGGAACAAUGAGCUCGCAUGAGAUGAGGAAAGCUCUGGAAUCUGCAGGUAGGAAGGGUUCUAGAAUUCAUUCAGUCAGAUUACGUCUGGAAAUCUGGUUAGUGUAUCUUUAUGUGCAUUUCGAUGGAACGUUCAAAUGUAACAAAAACAAAGACUUACAGGGUUACUUACUAAAGUGAGAAUUCAAAGGGACACUAUAGUCACCAGAACCACUGCUGCAUAAUGUAGUUGUUCUGGUGUGUAUGGUAUGUCCCUGCAGGCUUUUUAAUGUAAACAUUGUCUUUUUCGAAGAAUUUAAAGAACACUGGUUUCGGUUUCAUUUUGGGGUACCUUAAAUAUAAGAUACAGUUUCUCUGUGUUUAAUAGAAUUGUGUACUCUCCUUAUUAUUUUAGGGUUUACGCUGAAUUCUCAGCUUCACCAGAUGCUCGUUGCCAGAUACGCUGAUGAAGAGUUGUCCAUUGAUUUUGAUAACUUUGUGAGAUGCCUUAUCCGCCUGGAAGUCAUGUUCAGUAAGUAGCCGGUCUCUGACAAUCGGAGCUUGUAGAGGAUGUAGAAUGUUUAUAUUCUUUAUCAGAGCCUUAACGUGUAAAAUCUAAUUUUCUUUACUUUGAAUGGAGCAGCAGGGGCCAAGCUUUGGGUGUCAGGAGAAAUCUUUUAUCCAGCUUCCCAAAUUGUUUGCUAAAUACUCGGUAUACACAAAGAGAAUCCUCCCAUUAUAACUGCUACUAUCAGCUGUAGUUGUUAUGGUGCUUAGAAUGACCGUUCAUUCAGUUAACUCUUUACGUGCAUUUUCUCUUUGUUCUGCAGAACUGUUCAAAAAACUGGACAAAGAUAACGAUGGCGUGGUGCCUCUUACCGUGGAAUCGGUAUGUAUGAAAGAGGAAACUGUAGGAUAUAAAACAUUGGCCUCCAUGCCAGUACAAUAAAACAAAGAAUCUCUGCCCUUGCCAUGGCCAAUAAUGGCCUGUUUGAUCCCCUCACUGCGUUAUUGACCAAACACGGAAUUUACUGAAGAAAACCUGAAAAAACAUAAAUAAUUCCAAAUUUGCUAUUUUAGCAUAACAAAUUCCUCAAAAUAAAGUUAUGUUGCCAGGAGGCCCAGGGGCACUCUCUUAUCUUAAGGGGUUAUAUUGUUAUUAAAUGGUUUAAUCCCAAAAGUUGCGCCGAUAUCCAGGUCUCCCAGACGGCAUCCGACUUCUGAAUCUGAGCUACAAGAAUCUGAGCUGACGCUCUAAGCCAGUCAGUAGCUUCCCAUUCAUAAAAUGGUACAUACCCCGAGAACGGUUAAACCAAUUAGGGUACAAGUACACCAGGGGCCUCCUGGCACCAUAACUACUUCAUUUAGAUGAAGUUGUAAUGGUGGCCGGAUUGUUCCUUUAAUUCCCCAAAGUUUGGUGUUUAGCAAUUAACCCUUUCAGUGCUGACUUUUUCUGUUCCGUCAAGCUAUUAAUUUUUACAGAGAGGAAGCCAACGUGAUUUAAUUAACAGACAAGAAUGAGAGAAGCAGGUUAUCAAUAAAUACUGUGUAUGCAACAUAUUUUGCACUCGCAUACAAUGCGCAAUAUAAUCUGAGUAAUUAUGUAACCGUAAUUGCCGCAUCACAUUUAAAUUAACGAACAGGACUGUAAUACUGUAUAAUUGUGCAUGCAGUGUUCUGACAUCCAAUGUUCAUCUGAAAUGGACAUUGAUUGCUGGUUUUGUAACCCAGAUGUUUUCUGAUUGCUUUUAUGUGUUUUUUUGUCUUCCCAGUGGCUGUCGUUUACUGUCAUGUGAUUUGCGGUGGCUGUAAAAAUAAAACCUUUAUCCUGACUAUGCAUCCGAUAGCAAGAAAACGGCUUUGCAGACUGUGUAAAAUACUGCGGCUUUUAUUUAGGAAUAUGGGUGCCUUUGGGGAAAAUAUAGUCUAUUUUUUAUGACAUUAAUCACUUUCACUGUUCACAUAAUUUCAAGGAAAGAAUCUGCUGCCCAAAGGGGUUAAAAAGUCUAACAUACCUGUCCGUGCCACACUUUGGUGGCUGCAGAGCUGAAAGGGUUAAUAUACAACAUAAUUAAACUGUUUGUUGUCGAAAAAGGCAGCAGCACCUCUGUGCAAUGAAUUGCUGACAUUUCUACAGAAUUUUAAAAUAUGCAUAUUUUAUAUAAAUAUAUAUAGAGCGAGAAAGAGAUCUUUGCUCUGUCUAAACCGUGAAUGUCUUAUCAAUAUGAAUGUUUACAACAAGGCUGUCCAAGAAGACCAUUGAGCUAGAGCAGGGGUGGCCUCUUAUUAUCAGUUACCGGCCUUUAGGCUGCCCAAGCAUUAUGGGACUUGCAUUUCUACAAUACUUUUUGGCCACUCCUUUGGUUUAAAGGUGUACCUGUAAUGUUUAAUAUGAAGAUAAAAUGUUAUUGCUCAGCAUGCUGUAAUUCUGCUCUCCGUAUAAGAGGAAGGAAAAGCCUCAUAGUUUCAUAGAGUUGUGCCUCAAAUAAGAAUUGUGUCUUAGUUUAUGCAUACAUGACAUCGGGGGAAAAUAAGUUUUUACCGUCCCUUGCAUUCCUUUCACUAUAGCUUAAUGUCACAUUGGGCUCAACUAGAAAAACUGCUAAAGUUACAUUAGAACCAAGUGUACGUGUUAUGGUUCCCACUGGCCCAGGUCUCCACGGUGGAGCCAAGUACACUUGGAAAAUAUUUCAAGGGACUAAAAACAAUGAAACACAAACGGUCGAUACUGUUUAUAUUACUGCCACGUUCGUGACACUUUACCUCCAGCCUGGCAUGUGUGCCUGUACUGCCUUACUAAGAUGCCCGCGAGGUUAAACUAAGCGUCUUCCAUCACAGUUGCAGCUUGGGAUUGAGAGUUCCACAGGGAAUGUUUAUUGCAUCCGCAAAGCCCUUAGCAGACCACUCUGCCUACCACAAGUACUAGCAUUGGCUGAGACAUAUUAUCAGGAGCGUGUCCGCUGUGAGAAUUUACAUUUAUAUAUUAAAUGCACGUCCAGACACAAGGCAGCCAACCAGGUCUUUAUACUGAUCACCUGACUUAAAGAAACCUCAGUCAUUUGGAAGCAGUCAUUCUCCACCCUGUUGGUGAUUUGUAAUCACUAUAAAAGAGAAAGAUCGGCAUGAGUCAAUGAGUUCACGUAAACUGGAAUUCUAUAUUAUUUAUAUAUAUAUAUAUAUAUAUAUAUAUAUAUAUAUAUAUAUAUAUAUAUAUAUAUAAAAGCCAAAAAAGUCCUUGCACUCAGACUGACCCUGUUAACCUUCAAUGCCGGGUGCUGAAAUAGCCACAGCAAAAAUAUACAAAAAUAGAAGAAAGUGGGCUAACUCUCACGUUCUUGUAGUAUAAAGUAGAAAUCUUUAUUGGGAGUUAUUCCAUAAAAUCAACGUUUCAGCCCACGUCCAGGGCUUUCCUCAGGUUCAACAAACAAUAAAUAUAUAUAUGUAAUAUAUUGAAAGAAGCAGUGCCUCAAACCUUCAUUCACCAUGAAUUCCCCACGUUGGUGUAUGAGUGUAACAUCAUUUUACUACAAAAUCUCUUUUUCUUUACCUUCCUCGGCAGCAAAGAUAUAAAUAUAGUGAUUGGCAGAAAUCAGAGAAUGUAAUAUAUCCUACUAAGCCGGGAUUGGCUGGAUGGGGUGUGAUGUAAUGCUUGUGUGGUUUGUAAGAAUUCUUUGUCAAAUUUGUGUCAAUCAUUUUACUUAUAUCCUGUCACUGAGGGAUGUUAAUUGCUUUCUAUCAUUAAUAGCUGUGUAAUUAUAUAUGGCUGCACAAUCUUUGAGAAUUAUUUUUCACUAAACCAGGCGUUAUUGGGAAUUGGCAGGGAAAUUUCCCACUUUGGCCCAAAAUAACCAAAUUAAUAAAAACCUCAAAUCUGCUUUUUCCCCAGUUUGGACAAAAUUGUGAUUUCCCAUUGUGUUUUUUUUUUUUACCACAAUUCAUGGUUUAGUGAAUUUACUCCUAUGUCAAACACAAGAUUGCUAUUCACUUAACCUUUAUUGAUCUUCACCUCACUAGUCAUCAAAUGUUGCAAAGACCUCGUGGACAGCUCUCCAUAGAGAAUUCACGGCUACCAUUUGAACUUGGUAGACUGUUUCUCAUAAUACUCAAAUAGGUUAACUUUUAUUGCUAUAGAUAUAGGGUAGGUCACAAUCACCUUUGGAAAUCGGAUUACUUUAGUGCAAAUGCCACAUGGCGCACUAAAUUUUGCAAAUCAUGUUCAGUUAUUCAAAUGUUCAGCCAUUUUCUGAUUGUUAUUAUUAUUAUUAUUAUGAUAUUUAUAGAGCGCCGUUAAAUUCCGCAGCGCUUUACAAUGGGUGGACGAACAGACCUGUAGUUGUAACCAGACAAGUUGGACACACAGGAACAGAGGGGUUGAGGGCCCUGCUCAAUGAGCUUACAUGCUAGAGGGAGUGGGGUAAAAUGACACAAAAGGUAAGGAUAGUAUUAGACUAAUGACAGUUGCAGAAGAGGAAUCAGUCAGGAGCUAUUCCUUCCAUGUAUAAAGAAAUGGUGACAGAUUACAGGUUAGAGACCACUUAAAGGGUUUUUAUGAUUAGAACAAUUACCUACUGUAUGUAGCAAACAAACUGAAUAUUUGUAACACAGGAAAAAUCAUCCGUCACAUGGUUGCAAUAUUUUACAUGAAGUAACUAACUCUGGUAGCUGGAUAGCAGUUCUUCCAUUGACAUCAAUGGAGAAUAUUGUUAUCAGAUUCCCAGGGAUAUUCUUAUCGGUUAUACUUGGACCUAUCCCAAUAUGCCUUAAAGGGAUAGGGGUAGCACUGAUUGCUAAAGUGGGGGGCUAUGUUUGUUUUUUAUUUGGGCUUGAGGCUUACCUUUUCCUAGAGAAAUUAUAAUAAAACUUUAAAAUGUGUCUGUAUGUGUUUUAUUUCAUUCGCAUGAUGGCUGUGGCUCAGCAUAAUAGGUACAAUGUUCCAAGAAUGAGAUUAUUUCUUUAUUCCGUGAUGUCAGGUAGACAGAGAAUAAAUGGAUUUCUAUAUAAUUGUGAAAAUACUUGUCCCAAGAAUGUGUAUAAUCAUAAAAUGGCAAAUAAAUAAUAAUAAAAUAAAACAAAGUGGAAAAAUACAAAAUACUUAGUCCUUCUUUACCCAAAUUAUUAAUUUCAAAUUUGAUAGACUACCAGUCGAUCCGAGGUAAUGAACUUGUAAGAUCAGUCAGUUUAAAUGGUCAGGUUUUUUUUUUUUUUUUUU